Messenger RNA from Podarcis lilfordi (Lilford's wall lizard), 46404 nucleotides. The record is from the annotation of a GenBank genome assembly. NCBI's taxonomy places the organism in Eukaryota, Metazoa, Chordata, Lepidosauria, Squamata, Lacertidae.
AUGUGGUGGUAUCUUGCCAUCGCUUGUCUAAUACAAGCAACUGGGAGCGCAGAAGAACUGAGUGGGAGCAGAGGUUCAAAUCCUGAAGUUCACAUGAAUGUUGUAAGCUAUGUACUCCUUUAUAAAUCUUACGGCAGUGGCAGGCCUGAGAUGGGCCUAGAAUUCAAAUCUGAGGGAGCUGAAGAGCAGCUCUUGUUCCUUCUGUCUUCCUUCCUCCAGUCUAGAACAGGGGUAGCCAACAAGGUGCCCUCAAGCUGCUGUUGUGCUGCUCCAGUUCCCAUGAGCCCCAGACUGCAUGACUAUUUAUCAGGGCCUAAUGGGAGUUCUAGCCCAAGGGACACGGGUGGCGCUGUGGGUUAAACCACAGAGCCUAGGACUUGCCGAUCAGAAGGUCGGCAGUUCAAAUCCCCACGACGGGGUGAGCUCCUGUUGCUCGGUCCCAGCUCCUGCCCACCUAGCAGUUUGAAAGCACAUCAAAGUGCAAGUAGAUAAAUAGGUACCGCUCAGGCGGGAAGGUAAACGGCGUUUCCGUGCGCUGCUCUGGUUUGCCAGAAGCGGCUUCGUCAUGCUGACCACAUGACCCAGAAGCUGUACGCCAGCUCCCUUGGCCAAUAAAGCAAGAUGAGCACCGCAACCCCAGAGUUGGCCAUGACUGGACCUAAUGGUCAGGGGUCCCUUUACCUUUACCUAAUGGGAGUUCUAGCCCAAUAACAUCUGCAGGGGCGCCGUGUUGGCAAUCCCAGGUCUGGAACAUCAAAAGCAUAACUAUUGGUUAAUGGGGUGGGGAUAUGCAAUUGGGAGUGAUGACAAACAAGCCAUGGGGAAAUGCAAAACUUAUUUCUGGUGAUACAGAGGAGUAUGUAGAACAGCAAGGAAAGACGAACAACAGCACUUUCUGUUUCCCUCUUAGCAGUGCUUUUUUUCUUUGAAAAUGUUUAGUGGUACUCUUAUUUUCCUACUCAUAUUGAAAUACUGCCCCUCAAUGUGGCAAAACUUAGAUUAACAGAAAGUUUAGGUGUAUGUGUCCCCCCGCAUCCCCCCCAGAAAAAAAAGCACUGCCUCUUAGUGUAGUGAACCCAAUACAGUGGUACCUCGGGUUACAUACGCUUCAGGUUACAUACGCUUCAGGUUACAGACUCAGCUAACCCAGAAAUAGUACCUCGGGUUAAGAACUUUGCUUCAGGAUGAGAACAGAAAUUGUGCUCUGGCAGUGCGGUGCGGUGGCAGCAGGAGUCCCCAUUAGCUAAAGUGGUGCUUCAGGUUAAGAACAGUUUCAAGUUAAGAACGGACCUUCAGAACGAAUUAAGUACGUAACCAGAGGUACUCAGAUUCUCAGCCAGAUUGUUACCAAACAUUUAAUCCCACAAUUCACCACAUAGAUUAUGUAAAGACUUCUUGGCAGAGUUGGCCAGAGCGGGGAGGAGGAAUGGGACGAGAGUGGGGAGUUUGAUCCUGGGGAGGGACUCAGUGGCCUGUGAGGUGCUGUGCUGGAUGCUGGUUGGCGGGAGAAAGCCCCACCUCAGUACUAUUGGAUGUCCCAAGCACCAAGGGAGGGCUGCUGAUUUGACCCAGGUGUCUCCUUCUGCCAACAAAACACUCCCCAUCUCUGGGGAUGUGCCUGAGUCUGAAUCAGACAGUGAGCCUCCUUCUCUAAGGAUGGGACACCAGCACAAACACCUCCCUCAUUCCCUUAGAAUGGCAAUGGAGCCCACCUGAGAGGUGCCAGAACUGAGUUGGUGAGUUCCGGCAGAAAGAAAGCCUUGCUUACACCUACCCCGUGCUCCUUGGAGCUCAGCAUUAAUGGACUCAUUGUACAAUGGACUCAUUGUAACAUAAUCUAUGUGGUGAAUUGUGGGAUUAAAUGUUUGGUAACAAUCUGGCUGAGAAUCUGAGUAUAGUGUCCAAGAGUGAGAGCCAGGACUUCUGUUCCAUAAUACUGAAAGCAGUUCAGGAACAUUUCUCAAUUCUGAGUGUAGGUUGAGUGAGUAUGAAGGAGGCACAGACAACAUCACAACCUUCUCCAGUCAGACUUCCUCCCUGCUUUUAGAUGUUUUAUCAUUUGUCUUAGUACUUUAAAACAGUAAACUGUUUUGGGUGCCUUUGCAGAAAGACAGUACACAAAGGCAAUGAAAUUAGAUGGUGGUGGUGAUGUGUUGGUACAGCUUCAUUUCAUACUGAACAGGAGCUUAUUGCAAACUAAUUUUAAAGCAAAGAGUGAAAGGGUCUUGUGUGACAGAGUCUACACUUGUUGAAAGUGUCUACACAGCUCAACUGCUUUGUACUCAGGUUGUAAACUUGUUGAACAUUACAUGUGAAUAACACUAUGAUUGUGCUAUUCAACUAUUGGUGUAUGCAAAUAUAUGGAAUGUACACUUGUGGUGACAUCUGUUUAUGGUGUCUUUUAAACAAACACAGAGCAGACACAGGAAGGGCCUCACUUCACAUAGAAACAACUGCUUCCAUUGCCAUAUAGUGACUGACCUAUAUACUGACACUAUCAAUGUACAGUUGUUAGCUAAAGGUCUCCUCUGUGACAGAUUAAAACAUUCUGAAUUCAAACAUCUCAGGAGUUUAUUUCUUCUUCUUUUAGAGCGAGGUGAUUCGCUACAAAGGAUACCCGAGUGAAGAGUAUGAAGUCUUAACAGAUGAUGGCUAUUAUUUGACAGUAAACCGAAUUCCCUUUGGAAGAGAAAAUCUUACCCCUGGAGGUAUCUGAAAAUAUUUUUUUCCUUAUUUAUAGUUCAAAACAAAUUGCUGGCCUAUCACAGUUGCAUAUUAAAAGCCUUAAUACAGUGCAGAAUUAUGUAAUUACUAGAGCUUUACACGAAGCUAUCAGACCCUCAGUCAAGACCCAAAGCGACUGGGCCCAGAAGGUUGUUGCAUGACCCUCUGGAGCCCCAUUGAAGUGCUCAGAAGAGCAUAUGCAGCCUUAAACUGUAUGGGUGAAGGGGCAGGUACAACAGCUUCAUUCCUCAACUGUCUUGUAUUGAGCAGGAAGGUCAGAAAGGGACUGAACACCCUAAAAAGUCUCUCCUCAAAUGAGAGCCCGGCCUUAUCAGGAUCACACGGAGAUGUCCUCUUGGAAGCACAUGGAAAUGUCUUGAGAAAGCAUCCUUAUAAAUUCCCUUCAGACCUCCCAGGUGAGGCAUCUGAUCAAGGCCUGCAUUUUAAAAUGAGCUUAAAGAUAUUUUUGCAAAUGUUUGUAUGUUUCAUGCCAGGCAGAAACCAGCUGGCUAAGUACUUUGGCAGUUGUUUAUCUUCCUGCUCUUCUGAACAAGCCCCCCCCCCGAUUUAUAGCAGUAGCAGGAGACAAGUUUCUCAAAGUUGUAAAAGGGAAUUACAGGCUGGGAGCAAAUGUUACACUGACCCUACAUAUUACAGAAUACAAUCAAGCUGCAAAAACACUAAUUAAGAGUUGGUAAAUAGUAAGAUUUAUUGUUUAACAGAAAAUAGUACCAUGUGCCUCCCAUCAGACUCUAGCCAUAUUUUCCUAAGGUUUAAGGUAUACUGAGAGAGUUAAAGGGCAAUAAAUUUUGGGAAGAGCUAAUGGGAAAAGCAGCUGGCUGGGAAAGAGGGUGUAAACUGAAGAGGCUUCUUUUGAAGCUGUUUUUACUGAGUUCCUUUUUACUUUGCAAAGGCCUUUUCUUCUAAAAGCUAUCUAUGUUAUGUAUGAGAUUUGUUGGCUUAAUGUAAUUAUGCAAAGGAUUUAGAAAGUAAGAAAUGUUAGAUUCUUAUGUUAGAUUCUUAUUUCAUUGAUGGUGUGUGAGAAUGUGAACCCAAGAUCUCUGUUUAGAUAGAAUUUAAUACCAUGAGCCAUUUGUUUCAGCCAUUUGUUUUGGAAUGCAGGGGCAACAGGGGCAAAAGGUGAUCUGGUAAUUAAGGUGCCUUGUCGAGGCAAAUGUAAGAUAUAUGGCUACUUGUCUGCCAUUUAUGGAUAGAAGGAAAUAUAGCUCUUUGUCUCCCAUAAAAGGUAAUAGGAAAUGGGUGUAUCUUUUAUGAUUGGUUCUAGCAAACAGCCAAUAGGAAUUUCAACCAGGCUGAUUGGACAGAGGCAGCCAAAGGAGGAGCAAGGGGGCUGGGCUGAGGAAAUAUAAGUGCUGGCCAUCAGGGCUGGAAGGGGGGGCAGAGCUUUGGUAACCAUAUACCACUGUGCCUAUCAUUUAUUUGUCUGACAAAUAAAUUAUUAUUUUAAUUUCUCUAUUGCUGCGUUGAAUAUUUCAUUCCAGCUAAGCGUUAACCACAAGCAGGGUGCUACACAGGAAGGUCAAUGAUGGGAUGGGCAAGUCCACUUCAUAUCAGGGCCUUGGGAGCAUGGUUUGGCAUUUGCCUGCCUAUUCCCCUUCCCCAGUUUCAGUGCCCACAGAUUUUUUCUGAAUUCUUGAAUAGGGCUUUGUUGACAAGCCUCCUCUACAGUUAAAAUUCAGAUCCAUGCCACUGAAUGAGACUAGAGCAGGGGUCACCAACCUAAGGCCCAUGGGCUGGAAGGGGCCCGCGGAGAUUGUUUGACCAGCCCACGAGCCGCCUGCUCACAUGCUGCGCUAAACCAUUGCAGCGCAGCAUGGGGACUUGCUUCCGUGGUGCUGGAAAUCGCAUCUGCGCAUACGCAGAUACCGGAAAUCACAGGCGCAUGCGCUCACGUGAGAAAGAGAUCCAGCCCAUGAAGGGAUCUCUAUGGGACCGAUCCGACCCAGGCAAGGUAAACCUUGCCGACCCCGGGACUAGAGCCUAACAAACAUACUGAGAUAAUGUACUGUAAUAUAAACUAUAAUCUAAUAAUAUAAACAAGGGAUAUUUGUCAAAAACAUAUUUGUUAUCAUGGCACAGAGAUUCUCACCUGCUUUGUUAUAAUGAUUUGUUUUUUAAACCAGGUCCCAGGCCUGUUGUGUUCCUGCAGCAUGGGAUAUUUGCGGAAGCUAGCUUCUGGGUCGAAAAUCUGGCAAACAACAGUUUUGGAUUUAUAUUAGCUGAUGCUGGCUAUGAUGUUUGGCUGGGGAACAACAGAGGAUCAAGGUGGUCUCGGAGACACCAGAAUUUGUCAACUGACCAAGAUGAAUUUUGGGAUUUCAGGUAUUUUGAACUGUAAAAUAAACAGCCAUAAACAAUAUUAUUUCACACAUUAACUCUGCUGAUCUUCAGCAUUUUAGUGCACUUUCUCCAGAUCAGCACAUUUUUGUAUGCAGUUUUGACUAAUGUACACAUUUUUGCAAGUAGUAUCUCCCAAUAUGGUACAUUUUAAAUGUUAUUUUCACUAAUAAUAUACAUUUUAUGCACAAUUUUACCAAAUAUACACAUUUUUGUAAACACUGAGUGGUUGCCGAACUUAAUCACUCAAAAAUUUUAAGGAUGGCUGAGUUUUGGUUCUCAAAUCAACAAAUUUGAUAAAUUCAGCCUUAAAUGUAGACUGAAUUGAAUUUCUCCCUAUCCCUAUUCAUAUCCCUUUAUGUCAAUAGAUUUGCACUGAGCAAGACUAUGGCUACAAUCUAUAGGCUUCUAUGCAUGUAGCUAUCCUAAGAAAUGAACUGUAGAAACAUAACCCUUUGAAAUAAGGACUACAAAAUUUUGGAUCCCUGCACAAUUCCAGAAUGUGUGGGAAAAAGCAGAAGUCUACACGCAGGGGUUUUUCACAUCCUACAGCCCUAUGUGUGAUUUUCUAUGUCUGAUGCCUGUUAGAAGUAAAACGUGGGUCCUAAGACACUCAAAAUAAAUUCUGAACAAAAUUGGUGAAGCAGCAAAGAGUUUAUUGAGUACAAUACAUUCUUGCAAGAGCGGGUGUCCAAAGUAGGCACACCCCAAAUUGGCAAGGCACAAGUUUAUAUUCUUUAUACCUGAAGCACAGGUUUCCCUUGUUUCCUCAUUGGCUGGAUACAUGCAAGGUUUAUAGCCUAUCAUGACCACCUAGUUAACAUACUAAAAUCCCCACCUUUGUUGACAUCUCCCAUUACUCUAGUUCCAACGACCACUACUCCUGUUUACCUUUCUCCUUAUUUGGUCCAUGUUUCUUAUGUUUUUACACAUUGACUCAAGCAAUAAAGCCACAUCCCAACCACUAGUGGGUGUAACUGAGUACAGAUAAAUCGCAUAACGGCUGCAAACAGCCCUAUCUAUAAGCCUCCUAACCACAAGAUAUGUGUAAGCAAGUUUCUGCUGUCUGCGGUCAUCUAACCGUUGCAGCCUUGUGGCCUUUUGAAAAGGCAACAUUUUUAUUCCUCACAAUGCCCCUUUCCCCUGAUUCAUAUGUGAGAGGACCAUUGUGGCUGGGUGAACCUGCUACUCCUAGUUAGGGAUGGAAGGAUCUGUUGGUUUUGGUUCUCACAGUCUGUCAUUUCCCCCCAAACUUAAAUCUGGUUCUCCACAUAUCUGCAUCAAUUUGAAAAAUUUUUGUUUGACAAGUCUUCAUGGAAAUUCCUCCGUACUUUAGUGCAAAUUUCUCUUGAUAUACUUUGGUGUGCACAUUUUAUCAUGUCAUUUUCACUAAUUUUUAUUCACAGUUUGCAUAAUAUAUGUAUUUUUGUAAACUCUUGAUUGGCUGGAGGAUGGCAUCACAACAUAUGAAUUAAUAUGAAUUUCGAAGGACAACUGUGCUUCAGUUGUCAUUUCAUUUUAGAAAGUGUGAAUUUGAAAAAUUUAGGUUUCAAUGCAAUCUGAAUCAAAUUCCCCCCCCCCAUCAAACACUGAAUGGUUACACUGAGCAGGACGGUAACUAAAAACUAUAGAUCUCUAUGCAUGUUGGAUUUCCACAUAUGUACUGUGGCCUGCACAAUUCCAGAAUGUGUGGAAAGAAGUAGAAGUCCACACACUGAGCAUCUUCACAUCUUACAGCCUGCUUUUAUGUGUGAUGGUUCUUCAUGAGAUUCAUGUAUGAAAUGAAAAAAUGUGUGUGUGUGUGUGUGAGAGAGAGAGAGAGCGAGAGAGAGAGAGAGAGAGAGAGAGAGAUAUGUUUAGUGAUGUUCUGUUGCUGGAAGCCAUCGCUGCAAAAUUAAAGUGGAGAAUAGGGAUGGUGGCGCCAUCACCUGGUUCUGCACCCACAUUUCAAGCAAAACCUUCCAGAAGGCAACUCUGGGUGAACAUCUAGGAGUUCAGAUGAAGAGGUGUCACUAAUUUUGCCAUAACAUUUAAAUAUUUCCUUCAGUUUCCAUGAAAUGGCCCUGUAUGACCUUCCAGCAAUGAUCAACUUCAUUCUGAAGAAAACUGGGCAGAAGCAACUGUAUUACGUAGGCUACUCUCAAGGCACAACCAUUGGUAUGCUAAAUUGGGCUAACCCAUGUUUUUUUAUUCUCUUGUUCUCUCUCUCUCUCUCUCUCUCUUUCUAAGGGGAAAAAGGGGUUUAUGUUCUGCUAUUCUGGAUCCUAGAGCCAGCUGUAAAGAUUCCAGUUUGACCUUAUACUGCUGAUCCUUUUGUGUUGGGAGUCAGCCUUGCCCCAACACUGGUGCUGAAUUGUGAACCAGUCAGUAUCUAUGGGCCUGCUUUCCCUUUGUGACUAUGCUAUGUCCCUGUGAGUUUUCAGGGGGAAAUGAGAAGAUAGCUGUAAGGGUGGAGAAAGUGGUAAGCUGUCCUGUUGACCAGCCCAUGGGCCAGAAAUUGCCAGCCCUUGGGCCAGAUGCACCCCACAACCAGUUUCAACUGGUCCUCUGCCCGCCUCCAAUCAGCAGCUUCUCACUGGGGAGAAAAAGAGGCUUUGACGUUACAGAAUAAAACCUUACCAUGUGCCCCAUGAUCUAUCAUAAGAAUUCAGCCUUGCUUUACAUACAGCUGUGAUCCAGGGUUUGCCCUAUUUAGAUUCAUUUUAGACUUUUACAGUUUAUAUUUAAAAGAGAAAAUCAUUACAAGAAUAACAGAAUAAUCUCAAUUGCCUUACUUUACUGGCAACUGGUUUUAACUUGAUAAGUAGAGAGGGGAGAUGGUCAGGUUUUGCCACCCAUGGCAGAUCUAUUGCUUAGCCUCAAUUGAUCCAUUGAUCACAUAGGGCAGAUAUAGGGAACCAGUGGCCCUACAGAUGCGCUUGGACUCCAGCUCCCAUCAGCCCCAGCCAGCAUGGCAAAUGAACAGCAAUAGAGGGAGUUGUGGACCAGCCAUAUCAGGAGGGCCACAGAAUCCCCAUCUCUGCUUUAGAGUCUAGGAGUAGGCCUUUGGUAAAUUGGCAAAUGAAUUUCGUACUAUGAGCAGUCCUAAAUGCUCACUGUGUUUUUCUCCCCUAUCCUUUAGGCUUCAUAGCAUUUUCAGCCAUACCAGAGCUGUCUCAAAAAAUCAAACUAUUUACCGCCUUGGCUCCUGUGAUUUCUCUUAAGCAUGUGACAAGCCCUGCUUCCAAAUUUUCCUUCCUACUUCCUGACUACUCAUCCAAGGUACACAUUAAUCUCUAUUUUAUUACUGGGAAAUCAAAGAAUACUAGGCCAGCAGGAAUUUAAGAGUAACCUUUCCCUUAACUUCAUAACUAAGAUAGACAAUUGUACCUUUCACCCUCAUAGAGAUUAUGCUAUAAAAGAAAAAGUCUAUAAACUCUAUGAUUCUAUAUAACAAGUUCACAUUUUACAUAACUGUAGUGUUGCUCGGAGAGCAUACUGAAUGAAGGGCUGUUUAGAAAUAUAAGAAAUACAACCUAAAUUUGAGUUGCUAUGCAUAGCAAAAUUUCGGUGUUUUUUUUUUAAAAAAAGUUUUGAAAAACCAACACAGGCUUUACUAUACAUUUCAGUGAGCUGUGGAUUGCUCUUACAGUGCUGAACAACAUAAAGAGAAUAAACCAAGAAAAAAGCCCUAAGGAUUAAAUAUUUCAAUCUGGGUGAGAAAUGUAUGUGUACUUUGUGUUUUUGGUCCACAUCCAAACUAGGAAUAGGUUGUGGGGUUUUUGGUGUUUUUUUUAAAAAAAUCAGUUUGCAUUGUAGGAGAACCUACCUCAUUUGCACAAUACACAAAAAAAGAAGCUCAGCUGCCGUUCAAAAUUUACUCAUCUCUAAAAUUUGGUUCUCCAAGCAGGUUAUGAAUACAAAAAUGCAUAUACUAGGGUAAAAUGUGUAUAUUAUUCCACAUGUUAGCAAAAAUAGCAGACAAAAAUGGUUAUAUUAGGGGAAAUUUAUUUGCAAAAAUGUGUGUGCUAGGCAAAAAUGUACCAAAAAUGUAUGUAUUAAAAAAAAGUCACACUGAAGAAAUUUCAAGAGGACUUGUGCUUAAAAAAAAUGCAAACUGAUUUAGAAAUGUGGAAAAUUGAACUUAAGAGUGGAAUAUGAAAAACUGAGAGAAAUAGAAUCAACAGAUUCACUAAUUCGCACUCCAAACUUCCUGCACUGAGGACUCAGAUAUCCAGCUGCAAAUAUAUCAUUUUAAGUGCAUUACACAGCUGUGACACUAAGUGGUGAUGUUGAGCUUAUGGCAGAUUCAAUAUAUUUUUCAAAGCAUUUUUUUUUAAAGCAUUUUCAGAGACACAUUUAUAUGUGUCGAGAUUCCACCUGAGUUGGAAGAUCUGAAGGGGUCUUAUGAAUAGAUUUGGUGGAACAUGGUUACAAGCCUCCCUCUAAUUGGAACCGGGUGUUAUCAUUGUUCCUGAUUGAGAAGAGGCUUGUAAGUAUGACCAGCUGGGUGCCCUUCUAAAUCCCUUUCAGACCUUCCCACGGGAAGGUGGACCAGGUACGAUCAGCAUAUGGGUCUCUGUUCCCACUCUCCAACUGAAACCUUUAAGACAGGCUUCCUCAAACUCGGCCCUCCAGAUGUUUUGAGACUACAAUUCCCAUCACCCCUGACCGUUUGUCCUGCUAGCUAUGGAUCAUGGGAGUUGUAGGCCAAAAACAUCUGGAGGGCCGAGCCUGCUUUAAGAAGCUGCAACCAGCCACAAAAGAAUUCUAGAGGAACAUAGCUAAUCCCGUAAAUAUUUUUUUAAGGUUAAAUUGUAACACCUUUUGUAUCUUCCCAGAGCAUCUUUGUCAGAGGAGAAUUUGUACUGUUUCGCAAACCCGUGGCAGACUUUUUCAGGAAAUUGUGCAGCGUUACAUUGAUGCAGCAAUUCUGUGCUCAACUCAUAUUCUCACCAGGCGGAUUUAAUGCAACAAAUCUAAAUAUGGUGUGUAGAUUGUGUAAAGAAAACAUAGUAGUUUGCUACUAUGAUUGGUUUGCUACAUGCUCUGAAUCUUCACAAAGCUUCGUUUUUGCAGCAAAAGCUGAGCAUCCAAAGGGUGCAAAAAGCCCUGCGAAAAACUGAAGACUCAGAAUAAGAUGGGAAUCUUGUACAAACUUUAAAUAAGUCUCAGUGAACAGAAUAUGGCUUACUUUGUGAGUAGAUAUGCCUAUGGUUGCACUAGAACAGCCCAAUUUUAUAUAUGUCUAAUCAGAAACAAUUCUCAUAGAGUUGAAUGGGACUUACUCCCAGGAAAAUGGGUUUAGGUGCCAGAAAGUGAGUCUCCAUCUGCACCAUACAGCAACUUACCACUUUAAACAGUCAUGGCUUCCCUCAGAGUAGUUAACAAUCAGUGUGUGGGAAAUAAUAAGAGCCUGUGAGGGGAAUUAUAGGUGUCACCAAACAACUUUCAGCACCCCUAUCAAACUACAGCCCCCAGGAUUCUUUGGGGGAAGCCAUGCCUGUUUUAAGUGAUGUGAUACUGCUUUAAAGUUAAGGUGCAGCUGGCAUCGGAGACAUGUCUCCUGAAGAAAAAUGACCAUUAGACUUUUGGUUCUGUCCAGCCUAUGGCCUUAAAGACAGAAUGCAUGCACUGCCUGCCGAGCGAUAAGCAGGAUGUGGCCAAUUCAUCUCAAAGGGUGAAUCAACUUUAAUGCACCUUGUUGCCUUAACAAUAGUUGCUACUAAAAAGCUGGAAUUUAGCAACAUAAGAAAAGCCCUGGGUUUCUCAUAUUUGGGUCCCCUACCAUUGCUGGACUACAACUCCCCCUUUUUUUUUUAAUUUCACUGAUUUUUCAGAUUGUUGUUUAUUUUCCAAACUUUUCCUGCAGAGUCGAAUAGAUUUGUAUGGAGCUCGCUUUAUGGAUGGAACAUCAGCUAAAUCUAUUGUACACUGGAAACAGGUAGAGUGUUGUAUACUUUUUAGCAGCUGUGAUGGUCAAGAGAGUUCCAUGCUUAUAUGCUCACUCAAAAAUUACAAACUUUCUGAGCCUCCACCAAAGAAUCCUGCAACUAUUAGUGUACUUAACUUUCCCUGGGAAGCCACUACAAUAAUUAAGCCAAUUUAAGAUUCAGGUAGGUAGCCGUGUUGGUCUGACACAGUCACAAUAAAUAAAAAACCUGUCCAGUAGCACCUUAGAGACCAACUAAGUUUGUUCUGGGUAUAAGCUUUCGUGUGUAUGCACACUUCUUCAGAUACAUCUGAAACAGUGGUCCAGUGACUUCUGUUUCAGUGUAUCUGAAGAAGUGUGCAUGCACACAAAAGCUUAUACCCAGAACAAACUUAGUUGGUCUCUAAGGUGCUACUGGACAAUUUUUUAAGCCAAUUUAAGUUGGUGCUAUUGUUCUAAUAUGAGCUUUCUGAACUGACAUGGCUAAAACCUACUUUUGUUUAUUUAGGCAGAGUAGGGAGCUCUUUUCGUCUUAUGAAAAAUGAGUGUUCUGCAAAUCCCUUCAUUUCAGAAAGGGAUUUCUCACAUAAAAUAUAUUUACCCCAAGGGAUAUUUACUGCCAUAGAGAUAAAUUCCAAAAGGAACAGGCAACGUUCAUAAUUAGUCAAACAAGGAUUUUACAGAAAAGAAUAGGUUGGAUCAAAAAUAGUAAUUUUAUUAUUUGUAAUAUGUAUCACAUAAUAUCUAAUGCUAAUAUCCAAUGCUAUGGCUUUCCUAUUAUUUUGAUAGAUAAGAGAUUCAGGCUUAUUCAGAUACUUUGACUACGGGAAUGAGAAUCAGGCAAGAUAUAACCAGGUAAGAGCGAACAAUUUUUGUUCAGUAAAUAUGGUGAAAAUAGAAAUCUGCAUCAAGGACAUGCAUUUACAAUGGUUCUGACUAUCAGCACAACCCAGAUGAUAUUAACUGCUUGGAGUUCUCAUCAGUGUCAAUAUAAGAGUUAAGAAUUCGCCUAAUUUUCUGAUGUUCUUAACAUGGAUUUGCAAAAGUGAUUUGGUGACACAAGCUUAUAUAUAUAUAUCGAUGUAUAUCGAUACAUAUAUAUAUAUAUAUCGACAUAUUUCCAAAUCAGGACAAAGUUGGGUUUUGUUUUGUUUUUUGUCAAAGUUGUUGAGUUUUUUGGGGGGAUGGGGGGAAUUGGAUUUCUAAAACAUUUUUUUCUUUAAAAAAAUGCCCUAGUUGCCAUACAUCUAGGUUUUCCCAGACAUUUUGCCAAUUCGGUGAAAAUUUGCCCAGACCCCAUUUUGACAGUCCAAUUCCGGGAUGUAUGGUAGCCCUAUAUACCUCCCACCAUUGAUCCAUGCAGUUCAAGCUGGAAUGGGUCAUUGUCCCCUCAUUUUAUCCACAUAACAACCCUGUGAGGUAGUCUAGAAUGAUUGUGAUUGAUCCAGGGUCAGUCAGUGAACUUCAUGGUUAAGGGGGAUGUAAACAUGGCUCUCCAAGUACUAAUUAACAAUCUAACCAGUAUACCACACUAGUUCACAGUUAAUGUGAAUGUGAUCUCAUCAAGUGUUUGCCUCCACAUGCUCAGAGAAUGUGUGGUGGGUGGGUGGAGCAUGGCUAUGUACAUUAGAUCCAACCUCAGACCACACAUUUGACAAAGUCUAGAGGAGGAGUCUAGAUGUGUCCAGUUUGUCUCCAGGGAUUUCUCGUACCCCUGCCAGGGAUUUAAUAUGGGACCUUCUGCAUUCAGAGCAGGUUCUUUUCCACCUCCUUAAAUGUGGUGUGAAUCUCCUGACUCCCAAUCUCCUUUUCCUCAGACCAAGCAGCAAAUAGUUGGAGGGUCCUCAAAGCCAUUCCCACCACCCAAACCACUCCCCACUUUCCUUGCAGGAACAAUGGCAUUGGCAGCAAAGAAAUGUGAGGAGAAUUCCCAUCUUCUUCCCACAUCAUCAUGUUAUCUGUGUGAUGAAUUACAGAGAGUGUAGCUCUUUCAGGGAAGCUUUCAAUUGUCAGUCAGGUUGCCUUGGGUUCUCCCUGCCCCCUGCUUGUUUGUUUUGUAAAUGUGUAGGCCACUUCAUGGGCUGAGGCCAUCAAAGUAGUGUACAACAAGCUAAAAGAAAUAAGAUAGAAUACAAAAAAAAUACAAACUCCAGAAAGCAAUAAAUCAGUGCCUACAGUUCCUGGGCUUGUUGUGCAAAACUUUGAAAAACCAGGAGCAAAUCUGUGGAGAACCGCAGAGGAUCCACCCAACCAUAUUUAAAACAUGUUAGCAGACUAUAAGUGUUCUAGGUAGAAAGAAGGAAAAAUCACCCAUCUAUACAAGCCUGUGGACUGUCCACAGUUGGUCUGAAUUGUGUAAAGAUGCUGUCACUAACAACAUUUUUUUAUAAAAAUAAUGAUUCAUUGUCAUUUACUUUCCAGAGCUUUCCCCCUUUGUAUAAAAUAGAGGACAUGACUGUGCCAACUGCAGUGUGGACUGGCGGAAAUGACCUGAUUGCAAGCCCCAGAGAUGUAGCCGUCUUACUUCCUCGUAUCACUAACCUAGUUUACCACAAAAAUAUGACAUACUGGAACCACUGGGAUUUCAUCUGGGGCCUCAGUGCCCCCGAGCUCAUGUACUACAAAAUCAUUAAGUUGAUGAGAUGCUUUAGCUGAGAUGGGAUGCCUUAGCUGAGUCAUGGUUGCUUUAGCUGAGAUUCCUGCAUUCCAGCUCUACAAUUCUAUGAUUCCAUGAGAAUGUCUCUGUAAAGCAAUACAUUCCUAUGAUAAAUUUCAUUUCUUUCCUUUUACACCAAUCACAACAAACACUAUACUUGCAUUGACAGCCAUGUAGGCCACUGAAAUCCACAGUAUUUAAAAGUCCAUUGACAUAUGUUUAAAGCACUCUUAUACCACUUUAACAGUCAUGGCUUCCUGGGAACUCACAGAGCUACAAUUUCAGAGUGGUUUAACAAUCAUCCCUCUACUUAUAGCUCUCUGAAGGGAAUAGUGGUCUUCUAACAGCUCUCUGCAUCCUUAAUAAACUACAGUUCCCAGAAUUAUUUGGAGUAAUUCAUGACUUAGUGUUUUAAGAGUGCUUUUUAUUUUAUUUUAAGUGUAUCAGUUUCCUCACCACUGGUUUGUGUAUCCUUAACCACAUGAUUAAGAAUAUAAGAAUUGCCUUGCUGCAUCAGACCCCAGGAAAAAGGCCAGGAUACAAAUGUGAUAAAAGAAUUACCACCUCACCACACAACUGAUUCCCUGCAUACUACACUUCCAGAGUGUUUAAAAUGUAUGGUGCUGAAUGAAUGUGGCUGCCAGGGUGGGCAGUUAAGGCCUGGACUAUCUGAGUGGGAUGCACUAGGCGGCGCAAUUCAGUUUUGAUUCCCUGAGAGUAAAACUAAAUAGAAGAUAUUGAGUGGGUGUUUCUGGUAAGGAACAGUGACAGCCAUUCUAGGUGAGUAAAGUCUCCCUGAGACUCGGUUUAGAAAAGAGUGUAAAAUUAUCUGCAAAAGGUUAUGUCUUAAACUUUAGUUUUGUGUCUCACAGUUGAAAUCAUCAUGCUUUAAACCUUCAGAGAAUGUAAUUAAAUAAACAUUGAAUUUUGUUCCAGAAGUGACUCCUUAUACUUUGAACUUCAGGGUAGGGAAUGAGUAGGCACUGGGCAGCCUUCACAGAAAUACAAACCUUGUUGCUGUCUUGACCAUCACUACUACAAAUAGUUGAUUCUAGAGCUCUCCUAGGGAUAACAAGGGGAGUUUUAUCUAUUAGCACAUCUACAAAAUUGGUCACAUUACCCACAACAGGAACAGAGGGGCAGUGAAGAAUCAUAGAAUCAUAGAAUCAUAGAGUUGGAAGAGACCACAAGGGCCAUCAAGUCCAACCCCCUGCCAAGCAGGAAACACCAUCAGAGCACUUCUGACAUAUGGUUGUCAAGCCUCUGCUUAAAGACCUCCAAAGAAGGAGACUCCACCACACUCCUUGGCAGCAAAUUCCACUGUCAAACAGCUCUUACUGUCAGGAAGUUCUUCCUAAUGUUUAGGUGGAAUCUUCUUUCUUGUAGUUUGGAUCCAUUGCUCCGUGUCUGCUUCUCUGGAGCAGCAGAAAACAACCUUUCUCCCUCCUCUAUGUGACAUCCUUUUAUAUAUUUGAACAUGGCUAUCAUAUCACCCCUUAACCUCCUCUUCUCCAGGCUAAACAUGCCCAGCUCCCUUAGCCGUUCCUCAUAAGGCAUCGUUUCCAGGCCUUUGACCAUUUUGGUUGCCCUCCUCUGGACACGGUCCAGUUUGUCAGUGUCCUUCUUGAACUGUGGUGCCCAGAACUGGACACAGUACUCCAGGUGAGGUCUGACCAGAGCAGAAUACAGUGGCACUAUUACUUCCCUUGAUCUAGAUGCUAUACUUCUAUUGAUGCAGCCCAAAAUUGCAUUGGCUUUUUUAGCUGCCGCGUCACACUGUUGGCUCAUGUCAAGUUUGUGGUCAACCAAGACUCCUAGAUCCUUUUCACAUGUACUGCUCUCAAGCCAGGUGUCACCCAUCUUGUAUUUGUGCCUCUCGUUUUUUUUUGCCCAAGUGCAAUACUUUACAUUUCUCCCUGUUAAAAUUCAUCUUGUUUGUUUUGGCCCAGUUCUCUAAUCUGUCAAGGUCGUUUUGAAGUUUGAUCCUGUCCUCUGGGGUGUUAGCCACCCCUCCCAGUUUGGUGUCAUCUGCAAAUUUGAUCAGGAUGCCCUUGAGUCCAUCAUCCAAGUCGUUGAUAAAGAUGUUGAAUAAGAUCGGGCCCAAGACAGAACCCUGUGGCACCCCACUAGUCACUCUUCUCCAGGAUGAAGAGGAACCAUUGAUGAGCACCCUUUGGGUUCGGUCAGUCAGCCAGUUACAAAUCCACUGAGUGGUAGCAUAGUCAAGACCGCAUUUUACCAGCUUCUUUACAAGAAUAUCAUGGGGCACCUUGUCAAAUGCCUUGCUGAAAUCAAGGUAGGCUACAUCCACUGCAUUCUCUUCAUCUACCAGGCUUGUAAUUCUGUCAAAAAACGAGAUCAGGUUAGUCUGACAUGACUUAUUUUUCAGAAAUCCAUGCUGACUAUUGGUGAUCACAGCUUUCCUUUCUAGGUGCUCACAGACUGUUUGCUUAAUGAUCUGUUCCAGAAUCUUCCCUGGUAUUGAUGUCAGACUGGCUGGGCGGUAAUUAUUUGGGUCCUCUCUUUCCCCCUUUUUGAAAAUAGGGACAACAUUUGCCCUCCUCCAGUCUGCCGGGACUUCGCCUGUUCUCCAGGAAUUCUCAAAGAUGACUGCCAGUGGUUCUGAGAUCACAUCUGUCAGUUCUUUUAAUACUCUUGGAUGCAGUUCAUCUGGCCCUGGAGACUUGAAUACAUCUAAACUAGCCAAGUAUUCUUGUACUAUCUCCUUAGUUAUUCUGGGCUGUGUUUCCUUUGCUGAAUCAUUUGCUCCAAAUUCUUCAGGUCGGGCGUUGUUUUCUUUAUCGGAGAAGACUGAGGCAAAGAAGGCAUUGAGGAGUUCAGCCCUUUCUGUGUCCCCUGUUUGCAUUUCACCAUCUUCUCCUCUGAGUGACCCCACUGUUUCUUUGUUCUUCCUUUUGCUACGAACAUACCCAUAAAAGCCUUUUUGUUGCUUUUAACCUCUCUAGCAAGCCUGAGUUCAUUCUGUGCUUUAGCUUUUCUGACUUUGUGUCUACACGUGCUGGCUAUUUGUUUGAAUUCCUCUUUGGUGGUUUCCCCUUUUCCAUUUUUUGUACACAUCCUUUUAAAAUCUUAACUCAGUUAAAAGUUCUUUAGAUAGCCACCCUGGCUUCUUUAGGCACCUUCCAUGUUUCCGUCUCAUUGGUAUUGCCUGACGUUGUGCUUUUACUAUCUCCCUCUUAACAAACUCCCAGCCAUCAUGAACUCCCUUUCCUUUUAGUAUUACUGUCCAUGGGAUCUCACCCAGCACUUCCCUAAGUUUUAUGAAGUCAGCUUUCUUAAAGUCAAGAAAUUGAGUCCUAGUAUGCUUGGCUGCUCCUUUCCGCUGUAUAGUAAACUUCAGAAGAGCAUGAUCACUUGCGCCUAAUGAUCCUUCCACUUCUACCCCACUAACCAGGUCAUCAACAUUGGUUAGGACCAGAUCUAAAAUGGCUGUUCCUCUUGUUGCUUCUCCCACUUUCUGGACAAUGAGGUUGUCUGCAAGGCCAGUGAGGAAUCUGUUUGACCUUAUGCUCUUGGCUGAGUUUGACAUCCAACAAUUAUCCGGGUAAUUGAAGUCCCCCAUUACUACUAUUUCCUUCCUUUUGCAUGCUUGGCCAUCUGUUCCAGGAAGGCAUCAUCUAUGUCCUCCGUUUGGCUUGGGGAUCUAUAGUAAACUCCCACAAUGAGGUCACUGUUAUUCUUCUCUCCCUUAAUUUUGACCCAAAUGCUCUCACUUUGGCUUUGAGGUUCUAAAUCUUGGAUCUCUUCACAGGUAUACACAUCCCUGACAUAUAACGCCACUCCUCCUCCUUUCUUGUCUGGUCUGUUUCUCUGAAAUAGAUUGUAUCCCUCCAUUAUUACAUUCCAAUCGUGGGACUUAUCCCACCAGGUUUCAGUGAUGCCUAUUAUGUCAUAUUUAGUUUGCUGUACCAAGAGCUCAAGCUCAUCUUAUUUAUUUUCCAUGCUUUGCGCAUUAGUGUACGGACAUUGAAGUCCAUUAAUCAUUCCCCCGUGUCUCUUAUUUAAGGAUUUUUAAAUAGAAACUGCGACUUUCUAUCUUUAUCUAACAAAAUAAAAUUACAUACUACAAUAGCUACUGGACUGAACGUUGUUUGAACGUCGGCAGGCAUAUUACCCAUGGGCACCUCACUCCAGUGUCCCCAGUCUUCAAGAUCACCUCCCCAAAAAAACCCACCCUAGGGUGAUUUCUAUUUCCCAUUAAAUAUAUCUUUCUGACAUUUGGCAGCUUUCAUGUCCUCAAAGGGAUAAACAUACCUGCAUCAAAUUCUGGGAGAAAUAUUAUAGCUGGAGGUUUUUACUUACUUUUCUUUUCUUUUCUUUAAAACAUACAUUUUAAAGGCUCCAUGCACCCACCCACAUCCUCUGAUGGACUCGUUUGAAAUCUAGUUUAGCGCAAAUGGUCAACAGUUGUUUCUUUUGAGUGCUUCAACAGUACAACAUAGUAUCCUGGACAUUUCAGUGUGAGCUUUGGAGAGUGAUAUUACACAUUUUGAGGACCAUCUGCAACAACGAACCUUCAACUCACUAUGAUUGAAAAGAAAAUGAGGGAGAGGGAUACCGGCAGCUUCAAGAUGGCAAACCAACCUGUUGCAGUAAAAGAUAUGAGGCUGCUGGAUAUAAAAGUGGGACAGUUGCCAACCUGGUUAGCAAUGCGAGAUGGCACCCCAGUUGGGCUUGUUAUAUGUGUCUGGGGAGACUAUAACAGAUUUGUCAAGAAGUACAUUGAUGUGAAGAAAAGAUGAUAACUGCCAAUGUGUUCGUCAGCUAUGUCUGGAACUAUGACCAUAUAAAGCAUGAGUGCUGGAGGAAGUCUCACUGAAGCCUGAUGGGCCGGAAGAAUACAAGCUGCCAUACUGUGACUCGUAGUGGGAGCUUGCUUCAACUGAAUACACAUUGGUUCUAACCUUCUAGGCACACCAGCAAUUUCUGUGACCAAUAAUAAAAUAUUUAUUUUCAUAGGGUUGCCAUAGGUCCUGGACAUAACUGGGAUUUGGCCAUCGGAAAUAGUGUCUGGGCAUAAAUCCCUGAGAUGUAUGGGAAACUCUGGAGGUAUGGCAACCCAUCUCGGGGGUGGGUGGGAGCUCAACAACUUUCAUGUCUGGAUUUUCACUUUCUAAAAUAUGGCAACCCUACUUUCAAAAGGGGGGGGGCAGGAGAAAAUGGAGGAAGGCUGAAAAAGACAAAUACUGUAUAACAAGCAAGCAAGGGCCAGCCAGUAAUUGAUCUAUGUCAUAGGCCAUCACAACAGGUCUACUUUUAACUGUUACUCUAAGUGGGGUAACAAUUGAAACCCAUACAGUUCUAAUUCUCCCCCAAAAUACAACACAGUCUCAAUCCUGACAGGCAUUUUUCAGGACUAAAGAUCACAAAAACCAGUUUCCUUAAGUCAUUCUCCUGUCUUUCAUUUUUCUAAAUGAACCAAAAUAGCACUGAAGUUUGCCUCUUAUUUUGGUCCAAAGUGUUUUUAAAAAUCUUACUAGAAGUUUAUUCUCUUGCCCUUCGACUGAUGACUCAGGUAUUUGUUCAGGAAUACACCUUAGGAGCCAACAAAUUGUGAUGACUACCUUUUCAUUAAGAAGCUUAAGUAUUUUAUUUCUUUCAUAUAAUUCUUUUUAAAUUUUCAUUUCAUUUCUAUACCACUUUAUAUUUUCCAGGAAAAAAAUCUCAGAGCCAUUUGCAACACAUUAUAACAUCAAACAAAACAAUCCAUAAUAAAACAUUACUGAAGAAAGUCAAACAUAAAGUAUACAUUCAAAGCAAUGUAGUUAACAGGAAAAAUGAAGCAAUGGAGGCGGUUGGAGGUUGGAUGGCGGAUAACAGAUUGAGGUUGAAUCCUGACAAGACAGAAGUACUGUUUUGGGGGGACAGGAGGCGGGCAGGUGUGGAGGAUCCCCUGGUCCUGAAUGGGGUAACUGUGCCCCUGAAGGACCAGGUGUGUAGCCUGGGAGUCAUUUUGGACUCACAGCUGUCUAUGGAGGCACAGGUCAAAUCUGUGUCCAGGGCAGCUGUUUACCAGCUCCAUCUGGUACGCAGGCUGAGACCCUAUCUGCCUGCAGACUGUCUCGCCAGAGUGGUGCAUGCUCUGGUUAUCUCCUGCUUGGACUACUGCAAUGCGCUCUAUGUGGGGCUACCUUUGAAGGUGACCCGGAAACUACAACUAAUCCAGAACGCGGCAGCUAGACUGGUGACUGGGAGCGGCCGCCGAGACCAUAUAACACUGGUCUUGAAAGACCUACAUUGGCUCCCAGUACGUUUCCGAGCACAAUUCAAAGUGUUGGUGCUCACCUUUAAAGCCCUAAACGGCCUUGGUCCAGUAUACCUGAAGGAGCGUCUCCACCCCCAUCAUUCUACCCGGACACUGAGGGCCAACAUCAAGGGCCUUCUGGCGGUUCCCUCACUGCGAGAAGCCAAGUUACAGAGAACCAGGCAGAGGGCCUUCUCGGUAGUGGCACCUUCCCUGUGGAACACACUCCCACCAGAAGUCAAAGAGAAGAACAACUACCAGACUUUUAGAAGACAUCUGAAGGCAGCCCUGUUUCAGAAAGCUUUUAAUGUUUGAUAUAUUAUAGUAUUUUAAUAUUUUUUUGGAAGCCGCCCAGAGUGGCUGGGGAAGCCCAGCCAGAUGGGCGGGGUAUAAAUAAUAAAUUAUUAUUAUUAUUAUCAUCUUAAAGAUUUCAAAACAAAACAUUGAGGUAUGAAAGAUAAUGGCAAAACAGAUUGGAAGUCAAACGCCUUGCAACUCAAACAUUUUGGCUCCUGAACACCGCAAAAGUGAGUGUUCCGGUUUGCAAACAUUCUUUGUAACCCGAAUGUCCAACACGGACAUUCCAAUUGGAAGUCACACCUUAGUUUCUGAACAUUUUGGAAGUUGAAAGGACUUCUGGAACAGAUUCUGUUCGACUUCCGAGGUACAACUGUCGUUUGUUUGGCAAAGGUCAGGUGAUAUCAGCAGACAUUCCAAUUUUCCAUGUCUUAUCAAAAAGUUUCAAUGCUAAAACCAGCAAUCAAGAUUCACUGACACACUUUGAAAUAAAACUGUCAUGAGUCAAGCACAACCCUGUCACUAGAGUUGCUUGUUCUUCAUAAAGGAAUUGCAAUAGGAAUUUGCAGGGGGGGCAUGUCAGUGAGAAAUUCAAGGAGAGCUUAAUUCAAGUCUUAGAAGACAAUGGAGGCUUGUCAGGGCAAACUACUUCCAAGAGGGAAUGUUCUAGGCCUAAGUGAGAAUAAUAUACCUGUAGACAUAUCUAUAUAGACUUAUCUAUUUCUUUUAAUGAUGUAUUCUUUGCAUGGCAUUAGAAUUCAUAUUCCCUAGAGAGAACAAAACUGGCUUGAACCUGCACCUCUUUGGGAGCCAAGGCAUUUGGAUACAUCACAUUUCAAGCUAAAUUCCUUGGAACAUUCAAGUCAUUUCUUAAAGAUAAAGAGACUUUGUCAAUUCAUAAAGAUGCACUUUAAAAGAGGGUUUAUUGCUUUCAUCCACAGAGUGAGCUUAGAUUCUCCCCACUUUUGCUUUGCAUUUGAAAGCUAUCAGCAACUAUCAUCUCCAUUAUAUGCAAAUUCAACAAUAAACGACAGGUGUUAUUCCAAUCCUACUAAUGAUUCUAGCUGUUUACAAUGGUUUUUAAGAUAAAUUAUAUAUUUUCCCCAUUCCUUAUUAAAAUUUUGGUCUUCCUGAUUUCUGAUUCUUCUGGUCAUUUUUUGCCAUUUGGCAUAAUCCAUCAAUGCGGCAUUUGAUUGGCAGCCUCUUUCUCCCAUCUCCAUCCCAGCUUUGCAGAGAGUUCCGGCUUCGUGGCAUGAGCCAGAUUUAGGACCCAGGUGGGUCUGAUCCAGCCCAUGGGCUGUAGUUUGCUGACCCCUAUUUUAAACAUUUUUUUUCAAUUCGUUAGAUAUCAUUUCCCAAAAUUCUUUUACUACUUUACAUGUUCACCACAUAUGAUAAAAAGUGCCUUCGGUAACUGGAAAUCUCAGGUGGGCAGAGUACAGUUGUGCCAAUGUCCUGUUUGCAGGCUUCUGACAAGUAUCUGGAUGGCCACUGUGAGAACAGGAUGCUAGAGUAGAAGGACCAGCAGCCUGGUCCAGCAAGCUCUUUUUAUGUCCUUAUAUGCUAGCCAAGCAAUCGUGAUAAUUGAUAUAUUUCCCUGAAACUCAUCAGGGCAUCUUAGCCAAAUUAUCAAAACUGAAAUACAGCCUUUCUUUGACUCCAAACAUAAAUGGGAAUGUGUUUCAGAUGCCUUCCGACAACAGAAUCCUUUGGCCCUUUCAGAUCUUUUAGCAAUGAUCCUAUGUCUCUGGAUUACAUGCUACGAGUCUUAUGACACAGAUUAUUUCCCUUGUAAUGUACAAUAGCAGAGAUAACUGUCGAGCAAAAGACAUUCCUCAGGUUACAGGUAAGUAGUAGCUAAGGGGAUGUUCACUGCCCAUGCAGCUAAUGAUUACAAAGAAAAGGUCAUAUGUGACUGGCGUCACUUAUCUAUCAUCUUUACCUUAUGUUUUUGGUAUAAAAGAGGAGCCAAGAAUGUCCAUCAUCAAAGUAUUUGAACUUUUCAGCAGAGCAAGUGACUUUUGCGAAAGGUUCACUAACCUUUAUUUUAUUUGUUUUAGAGCUGCAUGGAGCCACAUGUGGAGAUGAAUGCUUGUGUGAAUUUUCAAGAUGAACAAACUGAGAUGAACAAAUUGAGAAAUGUUAUAACUUGUUUCCUCCCCCCCCCCCUUAUUCAUCUUUAAAGUAAUGUGAGAAAAGAAUGAGAAGGGCUUCAGAAUGCCAUGUGUUUGGAUUCAGAAUAACCUUAAUAACAGCGUAGAACAGAAUGUGAUGUGUGUUUAUGUAGACCUUGAGCACAGAAAUCUAUUCUAAGGUGUGUAUUUAUAAGUUGGAUCUACAGGAAAUAAGUCACUUUUUAGGUCCACUGAAAUCAAAGCAUGACUGAAUAGCUUGGAUUUCUGUACUGUGGCAAGACGUUUACUAUUUUAUGGCUUCAUUGCCACAGGUAUGGACAUCAGUAUUAACUUGCAAUUCUGUUUUGAGAACAAGCCAUCUGUGCUGCCUCCUGUGGGCACAAUUAUUUAGUUGAAUCUGGCCAUAUAAUUUUACUGUUUGUGUUACCAUAUUUAAAUGUUUGCCCUGGGAUCCUUUGGAGGAACACCAGUUUAUACAUAUUUUAAAUAAAUAAAUGCAAAAGCCCACACUCAGAUCUGAGUAUAUUACAGGGACACAAGUAUAGUGACUAUACCUGUAGAUACUAUUUGCAUUUCCCCCAAUGUGUCUUUCAUUCGCAGGGCUUUUAAAAGGAUUUCUGUACCCACUAGAAUCAUUCUUCUCAGUACUAAUUGACUAAUACAGAGCACCACUAUUCACAAAUCUAUGCUCUUAUUGUUACCCAGGAGCAGGAUGUGGCCAUUUAUCGAUUUUAUAUGUGUGUCCCAAGGACUUGCACAUUCAAAAGAGCAAGUGAGAUAAAAGAGAGCUGUGGAUCCUGAAGCAUUCAUGAAUACUGUAAGUUGCCUAGUGAUAAUUGUUCAAAAUUAAUAGGAUACAUCAUCAUUGUCACUAGCACACUUCUUCAAGUAAAAAAAACACAAAAACCAUCCUUUUAAAGUCCUCUUCUACAUUCAUUCUAUCUCCUAGAACAGGAAUCAGCAAACUUUUUCAGCAGGGGGCCGGUCCACUGUCCCUCAGACCUUGUGGGGGGCCAGACUAUAUUUUGAAGGGGGGGAGGAACAAUUUUUGCCUGCCUGCAAAGAGGCCUGAAGAUGCUUCACUUUACCUGUCCCAGUUGUCAUCCCAAUAGCCGCAGAUGGGCUUCUCCAGCCAGCCAGGCACUGUGGUGGGGUAGGAGGCUGCAUUGGCCAGUGAAGACAGAAGCAGCAGCCCUGGCGGAGGAGCCGUGGACGGAGCUAGGGGAACUGGGGCGUCGCUGGAGCUUUUACCCACCACCUGCUGCUGCUUCCUGAGAGGCACUGCGGCGAAGAAGACAGAGCCGCACGCCAACCCGCAAGCGGCGGCCGCAGCCACCGCAACAAUCUGCCUGAAUGCCAUGGGAGGAAUGAAGGAGGGAGGCAGGCAGGUGGCGGCAAAGAAGGCGCGCGAGAAAGCGGCUCGGAAAAGGGGUGCCAAGAAGGAAGGAAGGGCAGACUAAGGCAGAGGGGGGGGGAGGAGCAGGAGAAAAAUGCAGCAGCAGCCCUUCACAGCACUGCCUUGCUGGAGUGGGCAGGCAGGCAAGCUGACUCUCGCCAUCGACGGCGCCUGGUGUGGAACAAGAUUGCUCCGUCCCUGAGGAGAAAAGCACCACCAUGUGAGGGAGAGGGAGGGAGAGGGAAAGGUCACAUGCGCUGGCGAUCCAUGCGGCGAUUCCCGGACCAUCUGUGGGCUGGAUCUAGAAGGCAAUUGGGCCUGAUUCAGCCCAUGGGCCUUAGUUUGAUGACCCAUGUCCUAGGACAUCCAAACCAACUACCAACUAUCCAUCUCAUGAGCAAGUUGAAAACCUGGCCAUUGUGGCAGAUGAAGAAAACCUGGCCAUUGUGUACAAGGAUCUGCCAAUAAAAAUCAAAGGAUAUUAAAUAAAUUCCUGACAGAUGCACCCUGCUUUCCCCUGUCUUCUUUAACUCAUGCUUCUCCACAUCCCUGGCUCUAGUCUAGUUUAUUUAUCUACCCAGUCCAACUUGAAAAGGAAGAUAUCACUUCAGAAAUCCAGAUAAGAUGUGUUACAAUAUAAAUCUUUCAAGGAGGGACUAAAAUCCCUCUUUCAGAAUGAACUUAUCAUCCACAAAGGCUACAGAAGGUGACAGAAAAUGGCUAUAUUCAGAGCAUAAACAGAAUACCAUUUGGCAUUGAGAGUCAGCGGAAUUCAGGUAUGAUUAAUUUGUAUGCUGUGGAAUAUGAGAAACGUCAGUUGUAAUGUAAAAAGUGAAUUCAAUGCACCUUCUUCAGCCACAUUGCAAGUCUGCAGUCACAACUGAAUUGAUGGACAAGCAUGCUAACAAAUCUAAUGCUGGUUGAAAGCAAACACUUUUGGCACUUUCUAGGGCAAUGCCAACACUUGACACUCUUGGGCAAUUACUAGGCAAGACCUUCCCAUGCUUACACCUGACCUGAUCAAUAUUGAUUUGAUCCACCCUUAAAAUUUCCCACAGUAAUCCAAAUACAUUGUUACCGCCAAGGAUGCAAAUCUCUAUAGCAAUCUUCCUACUAAAUUCCUGACCCCCUCCUUAAUCUUGAUGAGAAGCAAGAGUUAUACUAGCAACUUUGAUAUAAGUGGGUGCUUGACGCGAGCAAGAUUUGAUCAGGUUGGAAACACCAGCCUAUUUAAAAUUGAUUCUUCCUCCAUUCUGCUGCAAGGCAUUCCAGAAAAUGUAAAUAGCCACCCACUGCUGCUCACCCCACCAAUCUAGCAGGGUGUGUAACAAAGGAUGCUCCAAUUCCUUUCCACCCACUCCCUUCUCUCUCCCACUUUUAUUUCCGCCUUCUCACCCCCUCUCUCAAUCACUAAUAAAAGCUAACAUGACAUUUGCUUGAGACAUCCAGCUGUGUGGUGCAUUGUUAAGCUUUCCCAAGGAGAAAACAGAGAAGGGAGUUGAUGGGAAAGUGCAAGACUUGAUGGCCUUCAACCAGGAUUUCAUUGGUUGGCAUCCAAUGAGGCAGAUUUCAUAAUGACAUUUGAUGCUUGAAGGGGAUGUUUUAAGGAUGUGUUAGUGAUGAAACCCACAUUUUAUUACAUUAAUUUGAAUACUGUUACACACCCAUGUUGUGGUAGGAGGGAGUGGAGUUAUUACAUAUAUUUUGAAAUAAAAUUCUCAAAAUCUGAAGGAUUUUUGUUGAGAUCCCCCGUCUGUAGAGUACACCAGCAGUGGUGUAGAAAUGGGGUAGAUUAAAACCACCCUCCCAGGAAUGGUGUUGCUGUAAUUGCUGAGUUAAACCAGGAACAAAGCAGUGGUGAAAUCCACUUUGGCUUGGUGAUGGCAGUAUCCCAGCAACUGCAUGUGCACCUACAGGCUGCCACCAACCCACAUUUCCCCACACUUGCUGCCUCCUUAGCUCGCUCCAUUCCCACUGCAGUGCUACUGCUUCAAAGGGACGGGUGCUACUUCACCCCUUCAUUAUGCUUCUCCUAGACUACAAAUAGUUCAAGCUGUAGCAUAUUAUUACAACAUGUUAUGCUUAAUGCUUAAUGCUUAAUGACUAAGAAAAGCAUUCUGUUCCUUCUCUAGUUUUGAAACCUGUGGUGUUUCGCCAGCGUGUUUUGUUGGGAGAUGGAAGCAACUGGGUCACUCAUUUUGCCCACAACUGUCUGGGCUUCAUCAUUGUGGAUGCUAGCUAUGAUGCUUGGAUUGGAAACAGCAGAGGAAGCACACGGUCCACAAGGCACCAAAAUCUGACUGUCAGACACACAAAAAUGGGGGCUUGUGUGUGUGUGUGUGUGUGUGUGUGUGUGGGUGUGUGUGUGUUUAAAGCCUAUUUACCCAACUUUUCAGAUAGAAAGGUUCUCAGAGUAGCUUAUAGGUCAAUUAAAAAAAUAAUCCAGCCAGGCUAUGACAUCUGUCAAAAUAUCACCAGCGCCACAAUUUGUGGGGGAAGGAAGUACACCCUUUAUCUGUAUAGGCUGAAGCUGACUAUUACUUAAUAUUUUUAUUUAUUAGUUUUAUAUACCACCCUUCAUCAUAAUCUUACGGAGGUUCGCUAUGUUUUCCCAGGAAGAAAGACCUUCUUCCAAGUUGAUAGUUAAAAGAUUUCACUUCUGAUGGAAAGCGGUAAUGCUACCAAAUCUUGGUAAUUACGUAAUUCAGAAUGCGAAUUUGGUACUUCUGUGUUUGUUUGUUUUUAAAUAAUAUUUAUUAUUUUUCCAAAAACUUAAACACUAAAAAGAAAAAAAAAUACAAUACAACACAUCAAAUUAACAAAACAAGACAAAGACAAUAAAAUAAAUCAAACAAUUUCAUUAUCCCAUCUUUCAUUCACUUAUUUCCACGACCUCCUCACACCUCCCUUUUUGUAUUCCACUUCUGUUAAUUAUUUCAGCAAUUCCUUUCCAUCUUCCUUGUUUUCUAUCCUAUAAUUAUCUUAACUCAUUCUAACCUUAUUUUUUCCUUUAAUGCUCUAUUAACCUAUCUGUACUUAAUUCCUUAUAAUAUUUCUACUAAAGCCAUAUAACUUCAUUUCAACAUUUUUCUAACAUUCAUUAAUUUUACAAUAUUUCUGUAGAUAGUCUUCAAACUUUUUCCAAUCUUCUUCCACCGACUCUUCUCCCUGGUCUCGGAUUCUGCCAGUCAUUUCCGCCAGUUCCAUGUAGUCCAUCAACUUCAUCUGCCAUUCUUCCCGGGUGGGCAAAUCUUGUGUCUUCCAAUACUUCGCGAUGAGUAUUCUUGCUGCUGUUGUUGCAUAUAUAUAAAAAGUUCUAUCCUUCUUUAACACCAAUUGGCCGACCAUGCCCAGGAGAAAGGCCUCUGGUUUCUUCAGGAAGGUAUAUUUAAAUACCUUUUUCAUUUCAUUAUAAAUCAUCUCCCAGAAUGUCUUAAUCCUUGGGCAUGUCCACCAAAGGUGAAAAAAUGUGCCUUCAGUCUCAUUACAUUUCCAACAUUUAUUUUCGGGCAAAUGGUAAAUUUUUGCAAGCUUGACUGGUGUCAUGUACCACCUGUAUAUCAUUUUCAUAAUAUUCUCUCUUAAGGCAUUACAUGCCGUAAAUUUCAUACCUGUGGUCCAUAACUGUGCCCAGUCAGCCAUCAUUAUGUUAUGUCCAACAUCUUGUGCCCAUUUAAUCAUAGCUGAUUUCACCGUUUCAUCCUGAGUGUUCCAUUUCAACAGCAAGUUGUACAUUUUUGACAAAUUCUUAAUUUUGGAAUCUAGCAAUUCUGUUUCCAAUUCAUUUACCUUCCUCCACCUUCUAGUUUACCCCUCCUUUAUAUAAAGUGGAAGAUAUGUCUGUACCUACCGCAGUUUGGUCUGGAGGAAAAGACCUGCUCUCAGACCCGACAGCCAAACCAAGAACCUUGUUUCUACCCAAUUCAUUCCCAAUUCAUCUGGAUUUUGUCUGGGGCUUGGAUGCAUGUCAAUGGAUGUAUAAUGAAAUCUCCGAUCUGAUGAAGCAACAUGCUUAACCCAGUGCCCAAAUGUGUCAGCACUGACUCAAUUUAUUUUUGAGUCAUCGCAAACAAAUCUGCUACCAGGUGUCCUCAAUUCCUCCGCAGAAUUAAUUAUUAUUGAAUAAUGAGCAUGAAUCUAAAGCCACAUCCUUUACAGAAUAAAUCUCUUAGCAUUCUGAAAAGGCCACACUGAUUUGCGUCACUUCUGUGAAGGUUCUUGUCGAGCCUGGCAGAUCUCAAGCCUUCUAGUGAGGGGUGGGGGGUGGGGAUGGGGAUGGGAGAACGGGUCAAUUCUAGGAAGUACAGAAAGGGAUCUCCGAAGCCUCUUGACUGCUGUAUGUGCUAUAGAGAGAAAAGAGGGGAAGAUGGGGCUCACCAGCCUGAGCCCCAUCUGCCCCCCAUCCAGGAGAAGGAAAACUCUGGUCCUAAAGCUCUGCUGCCUUGCAAGAUUUCUUUGGGAGAAGAAAAGGCUAAGGAGCAAACCCUACACAAGAGUGGAGUCCCUAAGACAAUUGGAUGCCACCUUCUACGCUUCCAUCUGGCAACACCUGCAGCCAAGUUGGUGUCUAAUGGGUUGCUCUGCUUUCCUUUGGACCACAUCCGUGAGAGACUGAGAGUUGGGUCUUGUGGUCUGGGCAGCCCAGGACCUCCACACACUCUCUCCAGGCCUGCGCCUUACUUCGGUGCUGCUAACGCAGUGGCUUGACUUCAGCCCCCGAGGCGCACUUCAGCCUCCGAGGCAGAAGGAUGCCAACACAAAGCGGAAGAGAUAGUUUACGUCAUUCAACAGUUUCAUGUGAUAUUAGCAUCGUGAGCUGCAAAGGGGAGAGGCAGCCUUUCCAUUUGCUUCGCUUUGUCCUGCUUGCCGGCUGCGAUCAAACGCAUGUUGUAUUUUUAGACGGACAUCAUGAAAUCCACUUAAGGCUCUCUCAGCCAUGUAUCGACAUUCGCACGCAGUCUCUGUGGGCUGUACCGAACUCUUUACAAACAGUAAUGAAGGAGGUAAUAAUGAGUCGCUAGCUGGGAUUUGAAGAACUGCUUUUGGUCUCUUCAAAAGGCUGCGAUGAUAGCGGGGGUGGCGUGGCCCCGGCCGCAGUUUUGUGGUGGCGUCACAGCAGGCUCCUUCAACUGAGCCGGGCUCCGCGCCAGAAGGAGCGUGCCUGGUUGCAGCUCCGCUCCUGAGUCAAUCUGGGAGACAGGAGAGUGGGCGGCGACGCUGCCCGGCAUAAGAGAGCAACCCUCCGAUGUACCUUCUGGAGGACUGCUAUUCAUCCAGAACUUUUAGCACACUCCCGUUUAUAAACGCUUCUGCGAAGCUCAGUCGGGUCUCUGCACUUCUUUUGAGAGAGGACGACAAACUCGCCUAAUAACUUAAGCUGUCCAAAUAACGUCAGCAAUUGCACUUUAGGAACUCUAGCCCAAAAUAAAAAAUUGCAACUGUAACAAAGAAGGGUGAGAAUCCUGCUUUAGGUGAGUAGUCUGUUUGUAUAUAUAGACUUCCUUCCAUUUGGGGGGGGGGGAUGUUAACUCCGGGAAAUAUAGUUCUAGGCUUGGAGAAAGGAAGCUACUCUGAUCAACAAAAAUAAUAGUUCAGGCUUUUGAAAUAUUUUAGAUGAUGAGGCAGUGCUCUGGGAAUGGUGAACGGAUGACUUCUCCCCCAAUGGGGAGUGUAUUUUACAGAACCACUGUAUGCAUACAAUGCAUGAAGAUCAUUGGGAAGUUUUGUUAGUGGAACCACACAGGUCUUGAAAACAGAGACUUGUAGUGCUACAUCCCUGAAAUUCCAGGGGACUUAAAAAUCACUGGAUCUCCCUCCCCAAGAGCAGAGAGAGAUAGAGAUAGUUGAUCUAGAAGAGCGAGAUCAGAUGCUGUAGCUCCCCUACACACCACCACAGAAACUUCCAUGGCCCUUGGACUACAAAUUUUGGAGCUGUAGUAUCAGAAGGACCUUAAAAGAAGAGGGAGCUGGUGCCUGGUGAGAGAUUUGCAACAUGCUGAGGGCAAACCAGAGGAAGACUUGGAUCUGAAGGAUCCAAAACUUUACCAGUCCCUCAACACAUCCCCCUAACCACAGAUAAAGCUACCAGGAACUGGUGUGGUUUUCCCCAUUGUUCCCAAAUUUGAGCAAGGAAAGAAAAUGCUGGGAAACAACAUAAGAGUCCAACUGAUAUUUAUUUUUUAAUUAUUUCAGCAUGAAUCUCAGAGAGAAAAAAAUGUUUUAAAUGAUGCUCUGAUCACAUGUUAUCCAAGGUCAUAGUUUUCCUAUCUGUUUUACAUCCCCACUCCCAUUCCCAACACAUUCUUACAUCUCCUCCUUUAUGUCAAAAAGGAUCCACCAGGGAAUUACAUUGGUUUCAGAAUUUUCUUUCAUGUUAACCAAAAGUUUUGGACACAUCAUUCCUGCUUUAAAUCUGCAGGAACCACAUAUGAUACUACUACUACUACUACUACUACUACUACUACUGUUGUUGUUAUUGUUAUUGUUAUUGUUAUUGUUAUUGUUAUUGUUAUGCAACAGCAUUGUUCCAUACAGGUUGAAGAUGUGGGGCUUUAUUAUAGUAGCAUGUUUGUGCCAAGGAAUUUACAGUUCAGAAGAAUUCAAAGCUUCAGAAAAACGUGUGACUGCAGAUACAGUGGAUCCUGAGUGUUUUAUGAAUGUUGUAAGUAAGACAUACUUUUGACUGCUAUUUCUUUGUCAUUAAACUUUGGCUUGUGCCAAAGUACUAGGGGCUAUUUCAGAUACUACUAGUAAGUAUCUAUGGGUAGUAAUAAACAGGGAAGGGUGAUGCCAUCAGGCACAUUUGCCCAGGCUUGUUUACAGACUGACCUACAAAGGUAGUGCAUAGAAAUUAGGGGAUUAACCUAGGUAGGUUCUGAGGAAAGGCUUAGUAACAGAGGAGACACCAUCCAGGGCUUUGGGGACACAGGUCCAGGGGUAUUGGGCAUCAAAUAAGGGAUGGCUCAGUCAGUAGAUCAUGAGACUCUCUAAGAGUAGUGUGAGAAAUACAGCUGCAUGUGUAAAGGAACUCUGACCAAAAAGCAGGAAGGCAAUACCUGCUUUUACCCUGAAGCAACAGAAACCCCCUUCAGGCCUGUGCUCCAGAUCCAGACUUGAAUCAUCAGGAGCAUAGGUACCUGGUUGGAACACCAUCUUUCUGUCUAAAACUCAGCUCUUAAAUACACUUUGUUCUCACCAAAUCCAUGUCAAAGGAGAGGUUUUUGGAUAGGAGAUGAUUCUGUGCUGGGAAAAUACACAUACUGAGAUUUUGGGGGAAAUGACUAGUUCUGUCUUAAGCAGUAGGAUUUUCUGCCAAGCAACAAGGAAAUCUGUCAAGGAUUUAAGAUAAUGCCUCUGUUGGGUACAUAAUGCCCCUUAGGGAGCUGCCAAAAUUAUGCAAUCAGUGCCUGGAUUGCUGCAGUAUAGACUUAUGUCCAAGUUUUUAAAAUGGGGGUGGGGAGAGUAGCCCAGGUUGCCUUUUUGGUUGCCAAAUCCUCAGCUGGUCUGCCACACAUGCACACAAUCUACUACAGUAAUCUCAAAAUCCUUUUUCCUCCUGCUUCUGUACAGUAACUCCCCACAGUCCCAUCACAGCUUCCAGAAUCUCUAGCAGCACAGCAAUGGAUCAUUAGAAGUUACAGUUGAACUUCUGGCACAAAACUGCUAUUCUCAUAUUUUUCCAAUGAAAAGGAAACCUUGGUUUUUUGGUUUUUUGUUUUUGUAAAUUUGUCAACCAUCCUUUGGUAAAUUACUCAGCUCCCAGCCACUUAGUUAUAUUUGCUUGGUUGCCUAUUUGCUUUUCAGUUUAACCCAUGGAAAAAAAAUGUUUAACAUGCAUACUCAGAAAUCUUCAGCUCAGAUGACCUGCUGUCAGAGAGUGAGUGGAACCUGAAAUGUUCCUGGAUGCUGUGGGAUACUUUCCAGGGAAAAAGCUGGGGAUCUAGCUUUGAAGCCCUGAUAUUCCUAUGGAACCAGGAGAUAAAACAGGCAGUUGACAGGUUAGGCUCCUGAGUGUCCUCUCCAGCAGUUUAGAGUUCGAGCAGCUCCUUAGUACGCCGAGGAGCUCCAAGCUACGAAACUAGCCAGACAGAGACUAAAGUAGCACAAUUCUUGCUCUGCUGCCAAAAAGAACACAUAAUCCUGCCUACUGUGUGGCAAUACAGGCAGCGAAAAUGCUCAUUUUGCACCCUCGUAUUGGAGUUAUUUUGUAUGAUCUGGGGCUUACUGAGACCCAGUGUGAGGGAGGGACCUCUGGAGCCCUCAAAGACCCACUGUGAUCAACUGGCUUAUGCACUUUGAGCAUCAGGUUUCUCAACUCCAGAGUAAUGUUGACUCGGCACUUGUUGCAACUCCUGUUUUGUGGGAUCAAUUUCACCUGAUGCAGGUGAAAUUAUUCUUAGAUCUCAGUUGCAUCCAACCACAUGCCCCCUUGCCCCCUGUCCCUCCUAAAUCUAGCAGAGGGGGACUGGUUGGUUGGUUGGGUCGAGAGUGUGGUUAAUGCUUCACAGCAUGAGAGGGAGGUCCUUGCUGCAUUGAAAGAGGUAGUAGUGUGACUUCUCCUAAGGAGAAAUGGUCUAGAUGCUUUGGAUUAGAACAGCUACCAGUCAGUGGUCAAUAUCCCCUUUUGGGGAAAAGUGGUGGAGCAACUGAAGACAUUCUUGGAGGACACAGGUGAGUUCAGGACUGGCCUUGGUCACCCUGAUGGAUGACCUUUGCAGAGAGUGGGAUGGAGGAAAGUGACCUUGCUCCUUUUUGAUCUCAUGUUGGCACUUGAUACCAUUGAUUAUGGUAUCCUCGUGGACCAGCUCCAAGGAAUAAUAAUAAUAAUAAUAAAUUUUAUUUAUAUCCCGCCCUCCCCAGCCGAAGCCAGGCUCAGGGCGGCUAACAACAAUCAAAUAAUCGAACAAUCAAAUAAUCCAACAUUCUAAAAACAUUUCAUUAUAAAAAUUAAUUAAAAUCAAAUUGAUGGCAACCGUUAAGCAAAAUUCUGUGCAGGUUGCCAGAGGAGGGAGUCAGGUUGUGCCCUGACCAAAGGCCUGGUGGAACAACUCUGUCUUGCAGGCCCUGCAGAAAGAUGUCAGGUCCCGCAGGGCCCUAGUCUCUUGUGACAGAGCAUUCCACCAGAUUGGAGCCGCAGCCAAGAAAGCCCUGGCUCUAGUUGAGGCCAGCCUAACCUCUCUGUGGCCUGGGACCUUCAAUAUGUUUUUAUUUGCAGACUGUAGGUUCCUCUGUGGGGCAUACCAGGAGAGGCGGUCCCGUAGGUACGAGGGUCCUAGGCUGUAUAGGGCUUUAAAGGUUAAAACCAGCACCUUAAACCUGAUCCUGUACUCCACCAGGAGCCAGUGCAGCUGGUAUAGUACCGGAUGAAUGUGAUCUCGCAGCGAAGACCCCAUAAGGAGUCUCGCUGCGGCAUUCUGCACCCGCUGGAGUUUCUGGGUCAGUCUCAAGGGCACUCAAAUUUGGGGCACUGCAUUACAGUGGCUCCAAUCCUAGCUUCAUGACCAAGUCCAGACAGUAGCAUUGGGAGAGGGCCUUUCAGCCCGCUGGUGGCUAUCUACAUGAAGCCAUUGGUAGAGGUGAAAUGGAUGAGAAAAAAACAAGCUGAACUUGAAUCCUGGCAAGAAGGAGGCACCAUGGGUAAGAAGCUCCCAUGUCUGAAAAUUUAACCAGUUGCCUACUGUGAAUGAGGCUGCACUCACCCUGAAGGAGUGGGUUCACUGUUUGGGGAUGCUUCUGGAUCCAGCUCUGUCACUGGAGGCUCAAGUAGCCUCAGUGGCUAGAACUGCUUUUCACCAACUGCAACUGGUUUGACAGCUGUGGCCAUUCCUGGGCUGGGAAAGCCUUGCCACAGUGGUUCAUGCAAUGGUUACUUCAAUACUGGAUUACUGCAAUGCACGCUAAGUGGGGCUUGCCUUGCGCUUGACCUAGAAGCUGCAACACGAUUGCUGGCAGGAGUGAGGCUAUACCAGCAUAUAACACCUGUGCUCAGAAAUCUGCACUGGUCACCAAUUUGCUACUGGGCCAAGUUCAAGGUGUUACAAUUAGUAUAUAAAGCCCAACAGAACUUGGGAACAGUUUACCUACUAGAUGUGCCCACUCAAUCACUUUGAUUGGUGGAAUCGGCAGUACUACAGUUGCCACAUGAUUUUCAGAGUGAAUCACCCUAUGCUAAAAGUAAGAAAUCACCAGCUGUUUAGUGGUAUUCAAUUCCAGAAGCUUCAAAAAUAAUGUACUGCAGGUGCACUUUCAGAAAGGACUGGUAAUUGAGGAACAAAGAAUUAUCAACUUGAAUGAAAUCCCGAUAAGAUUCUUUUUAAAAAAAGGAGUGAACACAAAUUCUUGACAGAAGCUCUUUCAUUCCGGUGGGAACAUCCAGAGGGAAUUCUCUUUACAAGGGAAAGAAACAACAAUGUGUGGAAGUAAUGAAAGCCGCAUCAUUUGUGAGAAAAUAUAAAAAAGACUUUGGAGAACUAGUAGAAUGUCAACUUUUAAACCUCCCCCCCCCCAAAUCUUCUCUUUUCCUUUCCUUCCUUUCUUCCCUCCUCCUCCUCUCCUUCUUGCUCCUCUCCAUCUCUAACUAUCUACUUCUUCACCUUCCUCUCUUUCUUCUACUUCGAAGAGGGUCUGGGACACAAGUCAGGCAGUCCUAAGCAGCUACCUAAUAAAGCAAAAUGCAUAUUUGAAAAAUUCAAAUGAAAUUAAAAAACUGGAAAAAGUAAAUGAGUUAGUAAGGAAAGAAAAAGAUUUAUUACAAAAACCUAGAAAUAAAGAAAUAUUGUGUUGUUGUUGUUGUUGUUUAGUUGUUUAGUCGUGUCCGACUCUUCGUGACCCCAUGGACCAGAGCACGCCACGCACUUCUGUCUUCCACUGCCUCCCGCAGUUUAGUCAAACUCAUGCUGGUAGCAUCGAGAAUACUGUCCAACCAUCUCGUCCUCUGUCGUCCCCUUCUCCUUGUGCCCUCAACCUUUCCCAACAUCAGGGUCUUUUCCAGGGAGUCUUCUCUUCUCAUGAGGUGGCCAAAGUAUUGGAGCCUCAGCUUCAUGAUCUGCCCUUCCAGUGAGCACUCAGGGCUGAUUUCCUUCAGAAUGGAUAGGUUUGAUCUUCUUACAGUCCAUGGGACUCUCAAGAGUCUCCUCUAGCACCAUAAUUCAAAAAAAGAAAUAUUACAAGAAAUUAAAUUACUACAAACACAAUAUUCUAUUGUGUUUGUCGUAAUUUAAUCACUUGUAACAUUAUAUUACAAGAAAUUAAAUAGAGAGGAAAAUAAAAGGAUUGAGGCAAAAGAAUUUUGAAUUUGAAAAUAAAUCACUUCCAGCUCUAAGAUUCUAUGAGGAUGAGCAACAGGAUCUUUAGUUCUUCAUUGGCAAAGCACUUGGUUACCUCAGCUACUAACAUUCAAAUAAAUACAAAAACACUCCCUGCUACACAGCUGUCAUGACACCUACUACUGCAUGCUUCCUUCCCGCCUUUCCUGCUAUAGCUUGCUCAAUCACCUCCUCAAUAGCAGCUCUUGCUGUUUCCAGUCCUUCAGCACCUUCCUUGAGGAUGGAGACAGCAGAGGAGAGAAGCUAGAGAAGGCUUCCUCAAGCUCGGCCCUCCAGAUGUUUUUGGCCUACAACUCCCAUGAUCCCUAGCUAGCAGGACCAGUGGUCAGGGAUGCUGGGAACUGUAGUCUCAAAACAUCUGGACGGCCGAGGUUGAGGAAGCCUGACCUAGAGGUUUCCAAAGCCAUGACUCUCAGUAUCUACAGGAUCUGAGGCCUCCUGCAGCGCUUUCUCCUCCUUCUCCUUGUCUCCCCUGUCUCUGGCUGCCAGGUCUCUUCCUUCUGACUCCCCUCUUCCUCCACCACAAGGGGCACAGCACCUCACAAGUCACUGGCCCCUUCUUUUGGAUCCUCCUUCUCCUCCCCAGUUGCUUCCUCUGCCCACAUGUCCCCCAACACCUUGGGCUCCUGCCUGUUCCUGUUCCUGCUGGUGAGUUAAGUGGGGAUGGCAGUGGAUCCCUGGAGGAUGAAUUUGACUAUUAAUUUGAUGAACUAUUAAUGUUUUAUUACGUUUUUAUAUAGGUUGGAAGCUGCCCAGAGUGACUGGGGCAACCCAGUCAGAUGGGUGUGAUAUAAAUAUAAAUAUAAAUAUAAAUAUAAAUGUAAAUAUAAAUAUAAAUAUAAAUAUAAAUAUAAAUAGGAUAUCUAUUUUAAUUGGAGAAAUGUGGGAGCGUAUGUCAUGGUUGAGGCUAAAACUUCCCUUGAUGCUUUGCCGGCCAGGGCUCCCUCUAGCUCAUGGCAGAGCUCCUUGUAGCUGCUUUCUAUCUGCUUGGGUGAAGCUGGAAACUCAGCUGUGGUGAAUUUCCCUACUGAUGGUGCACCUACUUGCUAACAGAGACAGAUGGGCAGAAGGAAGGAUGGACGGAUGGAUGGACAGCACUUAAUUACAAACGAGAUGCCUUCAAGCAAACCCAUUCUGUUUUCUCCCCAGAGUGAGAUUAUCCGUUAUCAUGGAUACCCAAGUGAGGAACACCAUGUUGAGACAGAAGACGGAUAUAUACUUACAAUCAACAGAAUACCUUGUGGAAGAUACUGUGAUGCAGACAAAGGUAAUGCCAUGGGAAAGGGUAACACCAUAACACUGACAAGCCCUACCCCAUCCCACCCUCAGUUUUGCAAUUUUUGGCCAUAAUCCUAAUCCCAACUAAUUAAGCACUGUUUAAUUAAAUAGGAAAUAAGUGUUGAGUCCAUUAAUUAGUCCCUUCAUUGAUUAUCUGGUAAGUGAAGGUUUGCAGCUCAAUGCUAGAGUAAUGUUGACAUUUGCAAACAAGUUAAUAAUGGACAUUGGUAUGCAAGGGCAACACAGGAAAAAUGCAUUGUCGUGCCAUAUGUGAAGCAAAGCCUCUUGAACAUUGUGAUCUACACAUUUCAAAUGAAGUGUCUUGGGCAGAACAAGUAAAGAUGUGAAUUGGACUAACUUCUAUUGACAGUUAAUUGGAUGAUCCAGAUCCAUUUCAAUCUGGUUUCAGGCCUGGUUAUGGGACAAAAACAGCUCUCAGUGCCUUUCAGUCCCAUUGACCAUGAUAUCCUUCUGGGUUGCUUUGCAAGGAUGAGAUUGGGAGGCAAUGUUUUACAAUGGCUCUGUUCCUUCCUGAAGGGGCAAACCCAAGAGAUGGUGCUGGGGAUUCCUGUUUGACACGAUGGCCAUUGGCCUUCAGUGUCCCUCAGGGUUUUCUUCUGUCCCCCAUGCUAUUGAAACAUUUACAUGAAACUGCCAGGAGAGGGUGUCCGGCAUUUGGGCGCUCAGUGUUACCAGUAUGCUGAUGACACCCAGCUCUAUUUUGACUUUCCACCUAAAUCCAAGGAAGCAAUCUUGGUUCUAAACCAGUGUCUGUCAUCAGUAAUAGAUGAGGGUGAACAAACUGAAACUUAAUCCAGACAAAACAGGGGUACUUUUAGUCAGUCAGAAGGCAGAACAGGGAAUAGGGAUUCAACCUGUGAAGACACAGAUUCGCAAUUCGGGAAUGCUCCUGGAAGCAUGGAUUCUCAGGUCUCUGUGGUGGCCAGGAGUGCAUUUGCACAGUUAAAGCUAGUGCGCCAAGUGUGCCCAUUCCUUGAGAUGUCUGAUUUGGCCUCAGUGACACACGCUAGCAGAAGGACAGCAAUGCAAUGUACUGUAUAUGACCUAUAAAGCCCUACACAGCUUAGAUCCAAGCUAUCUGAAAAAAAUGGUAUUCCCUCAUAUUAACGUGCCCAGGUUUUGAAAUUUUUUGGAGAGGACUUUCUCUCCAUCCCACCACCCUGACAGGCAUGUUUGGUGGUGACCUGGGAGAGGGCCUUCUUGGUGACUGCUCCCAGGCUCGGAACUCCCUAGGGAAGCUAGACUGGCUCCAUCCUUGCUGUCCUUCUGCCAGCCGGUGAAGUUAAUCUUGUUCCAACAGGCAAUUGGGAAUCGGCUGCUUUUAAUGAAAGGGCUGGUGCCGUGCCGUUUUUCUUGUAAUGGCUGAUAUGUUUUAAACAGAUUUUAUAUAUUUAUAUAGUUUAUAAUUCUAUCAAUAUUUAAUUGUAUAGUAAUGGUUGAUUUUUCUAUGUUUUAAGCAGUUCUUGGUUUUAUCUGUAAGUUGCCUUGAGACCCAUCAUGGGAAAAGGUGGGGUAUAAAUAAAUAAGUUAAUAAGAAGAAUACAUCAAAUUGUUUCCUUCCCACACUGAAAAUUGGAGUCCCUUAUAUAGAAUAUAACGGGCCAUUAACAAAGCAUCUCUUACUAUUUUACAGGUCCACGGCCCAGUGUGUUUUUGCAACAUGCUUUGCUUGGAGAUGCUACCCACUGGAUUUCGAACUUGCCCAGCAACAGUUUGGGUUUCAUAUUGGCAGACACUGGGUAUGAUGUUUGGCUUGGAAACAGCAGAGGAAAUCCUUGGUCUUCAAAUCAUAAAAAAAUGAGAAGAAACAAAAAGAAAUUCUGGGAGUUUAGGUAAGAAAACAAAGAUGGUGGAUUAUGUCAUCACAUUAUCCAUGUAGAUAUUUUCCUUUGGUUUGUGCUAAUCCUUGCCUCUUGUUUAUCCAUUACUAAUGCUAAUACAUCACCAAUGCUUGCUCAUGCAUUAUUGUGUGCAUUUCUCUCUCUAGUUUUCAUGAGAUGGGAUACUAUGACCUUCCAGCUGUUAUACACUUCAUUCUGAAUAAAACCGGGCAGGAACAACUAUAUUACAUAGGCCAUUCUCAAGGCUCCACAAGCGGUAUGUUACAGAAUGCAGGCUGUUUUCACAUGAGCAUCACAAUGGGAUGUGGAGAUAUUGUUCCAAUGACACACUGAGAAAAACCAGGUCUAGAAAGAAACAAGGCUGUCAGGGGGAAGCACAGCAUACAGCCAGCUUCUGCUAUGAUUUGGGUGUUUGUUUUUUGAAUUGGGUGCCUUUUUCUGAGGCCAAAAAGGUGCCAGAUUCAAAAAGUGCAGUCCUGGGAUGGAAGAACCACUGCGCUUGGAAGGAACUCCCAGUUUGUUCUUUGAAGCCAGAGCCACAACUUGAUUUCAAAUUGUGGCUGCAAAGAGAGAAUCUUCCCCUACAGCCAUGGCUUGGUUUAAAUGCAGGGCUGUAGAGGAAGAAAGGGAAAAUCUGUGCUCCUGAUUCUUCUUUGCAGCUGCAGGUUUCAACUCGGUAUCACUGGCAUUCAAAUGUGCCGUAUCGGGGAGUGAGAAUGUUGAGUCUCUAACUUGUCAGCAGAAUCCACUUUCCCACCCCUGGUUCAGUAGGAAAUUGCCUGAUACAAACCGUGGAUGCACAUAGCUCAGUACUGUUCACACCAGGGAUGGAGAACUUGUGGCCCUCAUAAUGUUUGUUGUUACACUGUCACUCCCAUUAUACUUGACCAUUAGUCAUCCAGGCUGGGGGUCCAACAUGUUCUGGAAGGCAACAGGUUCCCUAUCCCCAAUCUAUACUGGAUAGGAGCUUCUCUCCACAUUCUUGGACAGGUAUCUCACAUGGACCAAUGUACAUCAUCCUAGUUAAAAAGGGCAGAGCAGCAAGUGGAACUGAGCUAUCCACCCCCUUGCAUUCAGCAAGGCUCCCCUUCUUUAUUUAAAAGAUUUAUAUUUUGCUUUACAAUCAAAAUGCUUCCCAAAGUGACUUACAAAAAUGAACACAAAUAAAUCAUAAUACAUUUUAAAAACCAGAUUAAAAACAGGCAUUGAAUUCCAUUUUAGACAGUACAAAAUAUUAUGAAAACCAGCAUAAACUAACAUGACCAUUCCAACCCCCCAAGACACCAACUAGCCAUUGAAAGGCCCAACAGGAAUGGAAUAUAAAGCUAAAGGCACUCAACACGAAGGAAGACAAUUACAUUUUUAUCAACUGUAAGGGCUGUGAGUAUUCUAGAAAGGUGAAGAAACUGACAGCUUGCUGAUUUAGGAUAAAUUUUAUUUUCUCAGGUUUCAUAGGAUUCUCUACUUGGCCAAAACUGGCUGAAAGAAUCAAAGUAUUUUUUGCUUUGGCACCUAUAGCCACAGUGACAUUUUCCACAACCCCACUCAUAAAACUAGCGGAUAUUCCUGACAUGUUCCUGCACGUAAGUCUUUCUGGGCACUAUUUAUAUGAGCACAGAUUAGGCACAGAGUUGAGUAAAGAUCUAUAUUCAUAGUCCGUGUGUGUGUGUGUGUGCGCGCGCGCGCACACACACACACACGUAUAUGCUAGUGCCAUCACCCUGCUCUCAUUUGUUUGCCAAACUCAGCGUGCCCCGCUAUUCUUCCCUAAGGCCCUAAGAGUGCUGUAACAGUUUCUUAUAAUUUACUAAGGAGUGUCCCAUUAGAUCUAUGGUGGGGGGAGGCAAAGCAGGAAGUGGCACUGUCAGGUACGGGGGCUCUCUUGGGCCCCUUCAGCACUCUGGCCACUAUCCCCAGUCACAGCAGUUAUUCUCCUGUCCAACCCAACCUGCCAUAUUUGCUGGUCCUACUGCAGUCUCAUUGACAUUUGCAAUGAAGAAAAAGGCAUGCAGCCCGGUUUGUGUUGCAUGUCGGGAGCUCUCCCCUAUCCAGUGUGGGCAGGAGAGUUUGCAUAGCAAAUGCUCUUCCUCCCAAGCACAGUACCACUGAGGGAAUUGUGAAGCAGCUCCAGCUGAGGUGUCAUCUGGAAGCAGCGGAAAUGCCCUGAGAGGAACCUGAGCUGGAGAGCAGGAGGUGCUUGAAGCACAUCUGGGCUCUCCUUCGAGGGCUUUGGAGCUGCCUCCCUCCUUCCCUCCCUCCCUCUGCUCAUUGGCAGCAGGACUGGACUUGUGGCAUCAGGAUUUUAAGCAGCCUUCUGUCUAUUUGAAAAUGAUGCUAAUAGAAAAUAGGAAAUGAGCUAUGCUACAUAAUGACAUAGGAAGCAGGAAAGGCACUUAAGUGCUAUGGAAUGAUGCAGCUUGGCUGGCUCCUCUUCCACAUCCUGGCAGUGCCAGUUGCAAAAUGGGCAUCUACUGGCCACCCAGACUGCUGCUGCUGCUAGCUUAGAGGCAAAGGUAGAUCUGCUGAGAUUUUGGCGGGCGCAGCAGCCUGAGAAACCACUAUAGACUUCCUUCCCUCCUGCCUCCAUACACAUUCCACAACAGUGGGACUCUGUGGGAAUAGGGUGUUGAUCUUUAUUUGGUUUAGUGGUAGCUAAUUUCAAAUAUAUUAUUUUUCAGGCAAUAUUUGGCCAGAAAAAUGUUUUUGAUUAUGCUAUACAUUGGAAAAAGCCAGUCUCUUGGUUUUGCACUUAUCAGCCUAAAUAUUGUGUCAAAGUUCUUUCCUUUGUGGCUGGAUAUAACACCCCCAAUUUCAACCUGGUAAGUUAUAUUCUUGUCUUUGUAACACUUAAUGGAAAUUUUAGGGGAGCUUGUGUUUAAGUAGGUUAGGUAUAAGGGAAAGAGACUGAUGACCCUGGAAGUCAAGCUGGAACCAUGACACAUACCAAAAACAACAACAAAAGAGUUGCGGGCAGGGACAGCACCAGAUUGCUCUUGGCUCAGUGUUAUUGAUGGUCCCCAGAACACACACAAAGCAAUUUCAUAGAUUUAUGGGAAUUAAAUUUUAGGUAAAUCAAAAUGGCAGGUGGCCACUGGGGGCGGGGGCAAAGCUUGGCUCCCAUUCAAACGUGGCGCUACCACUCACUAACCACUAAAAUGGGUUCGCAGUGAGCUGGGUAGAUACCAGACAGACAACACGGACCUGGUUCUGGAGCUUUAUGCACAGUCACUAUACUGUUGUCAUUGCUUAUAUGUUACACACCCAAUCCCCUGAAGUGAGUUGUAGUCCAAAUGGCAAGGGCAGGGCAAGACCUUCUGCCCCUGAAGGGUGAUUCUUUCUCUUGAAAACUAGCCCUGCAAUCCUAGGUGAGUUUAUGAUGAGCAAACAUGCAUAGGCUUAAGCUUGGGCACAUGUGACUUUGAGGUACUUCCUGUUGUUGGAUUAGAAACAACAACAACAACAACAACAACGAAUAAAUAAAUAAAAAUUUCUACCUCAUCCUUCCUCCCUAGAGGGAGCACAUCAAUGGUAGAACAAUAGAAUUUAAAAUAAAUUAAAAGCAUAUUGUAAAUAAUUAAAAACAUCUAUAACAUAUAGAUUGUUCGGGGUUGCUGGAGUUGAGGAUAUAUUAUAUCUAAGCUUAAUGAGUGCUUAAGCUUUGUUAUGUAAAAGCUUCCAGGUUGAAAUUAUUGAAAUGUGGAAAUGGAUUACCAGUUCUCUCCUCUGUCUAGGGGUAGCAAAGAAUUCCCAUUCCACCUUUAUGAUGAACAUUUGUUUCAUCACACAAGUUCUCAGGAAGGAACACAGAUCUGCAUCACUUUCCCUCUAAUUCUGUGCACAAAGUAUUGUUACGUAUUAUGUAUUCAUGGAGAAGUCAUGCAAAUGCAUCUAAUCCAGGAUGGCAAUUUUGUUGACCCCUGUCAAUCCAAGAGGCUUCCUGUAGGUACACAUGCACUCUAGCGGUAUGGAUGAGAAGCUGAAAUGGAUAGGCAGGAAGUCCUAAUGGACUGUGAGCUUCCUGCAGCAUGUCUGAACCACUAGAUUCCAACAAGUCCCCUUUGAAUUCUAGUCCUACAGUCAGACUGGGCUGGCAAACCUGUGGUCCUCUAGUUGUUGUUGGACUCUAUCUGUACCUCAUCUUCAGACAUCAUGACUGUUGUAUAUUCAUUUCUCUGGGAAAAAGAAAGGUCUUUGCAUGCUGUUGAAAAGGGAAAAGUGCAAAUAUCAGGUGAGGCUUCCAGAACAGAGCAUCAUAGCAGCGUAAGCCAUGUAGACUGUUCUAUUUCAGAGCCGAAUGGACGUGUAUGCAAGCCAUUCUCCUGCUGGAACAUCUGUGCAAAAUAUGUUUCAUUGGAAACAGGUAUAUUGAAUUUUCAAAUAUUAUGUUUCUUCGAUAUUUAUUAAAAUGCCAUUGAAGAAAUUCAUCAUAGUGCUAUGUCAAUUGAUCUGGCAAGACAAGCAUUUUGGUUUACCAGACAAAAUGAUCCCCACUCUCCUCCUCCCCCCAAGCGGUUCCAUGGGUCCUCUUGACACACACACACACCCUGAGCCAACUUGAGAGGAAGGUGGAGGCAUGCAGGGGGGAAAUACCCCUGUUUGGGAGUUUCCUCCCCAUGUGUAAUUGAAAUUUCAGAAAGGUAGUUCCAUGCAAGGACUUUCGUGCUAGCCAGCUUUACAAUUCCCUUCCCCCCCCAAAAAAAAGAUUAUAUAUUUUUUAAUGACUGAAGCGUGCGCGCGCGCGCACACACACACACACACACACACACACACAAAACUAUGGGGUUGCAGCACUCAUCUUGCUUUCAGGCCAAGGGAGCCGGCAUUUAUCCACAGACAGUUUUCCGAGUCAUGUGGUCAGCAUGACUAAACUGCUUCUGGCACAACGGGACACCGUGAUGGAAGCCAGAGGGCACGGAAAGGCCGUUUAGCUUCCCGCUGCAGCAGUACCCAUUUAUCUACUUGCACUUUGAUGUGCUUUCAAACUGCUAGGUUGGCAGGAGCUGGGACAGAGCAACAGGAGCUCACUCCGUUGCGGAGAUUUGAACCACCAACCUUCUGAUUGGCAAGCCCAAGGAGGCACAGUGGUUUAGAUCACAGUGCCACCUGCACCCCUGUUCUGUUCUGUAUAUGUAUUGGACUGUGUGCAGUUUGCUCACAAGACUUACUCACACAUGCACAGUGGUGGAGGAAGGGGGUGCGGGGUGUGUGCACACCACCCCGGGUGUCAUUACUGAGGGUGUGUGUGACAAAAUGAGGGCUUUUUUGUUUUUAAAAAUGGCCUCACGAAACUUUUAAGGAGUGACCAUGGUGGCUUAGGUGCCUGCAGGUUCCACGCUGCCUGAAAUGGCAGCGUGGGACUUGCUUCUGCCUACCGCCUCUCCCUCAGCUGCCCUACAGCUGAGGGGGAGGCGGUGGAGAGGCUCCAUGCGGUGGAGAGGCUCGCCCCGCCCUUAUGGGUGGAUCGCCCCACCCCCAGCUGCAGGACACACACCCCUCACCAGGCACCCGAGCGGCUAGCUACACCGCUGCACAUGCAUGCAUACAAGAUAGAAGUACUAAUAAGGAGAAGUACAUGAAGCAGAAUGCAGCUAUAAAUAAACCUUACCUUAAAAAGUAGGACCAAAAUGAGGGAUAGUCGUAAGGGAAGCGUGACACCACCUAUGUAACCAUAAGGCUAAGACAAACACAUCAAACUUCACAUACACACAGACACAGGAAUCUGGGAUUAAUUGGGAAUGGGGGAGGAGAGAGAGAAAUCAAAGGUUGGACAAAACAGAGGCUGGACCAACUUUUUCUAAGAAACAGUGUGAGCCCUGCAACUGGAGAGUGUUGCUGAGAUUCUAGCCCUGCAGCUCUGUAUCAGCCAAGUCCAGAUCUCCUCCUCCCACCAUGGCAUUUUCUUUAUCUGAUUGUCUUUUGCAACAUUUUGGAGAAGGCUGUGUAGGGUCUUAUGCACCAAACCAGCACCUUGAACUUAGCCUGGUAGCUAAUUUGGCAGGUCAGUUCUUUGAAGUCUGGUUUUCUUAUCUAACUUUUCUAUUCCAUGUUUCGAAACAGUUAACCCAACUCUUCCCCAUUCACUUUCUGUAUUUCUCCCAUCUCACUUUCCCUUGGGCUCUGACUUUCCCACACACAACUAGAGUCUCUUAUCUCUGUCAUUUUUCAACCCAUGCUUUCUACUUGUUUUAAACUGUGCCGAACAUCCUAUUCCACUUCCCUGCUGCCAAUCAUUCUAGCUUUUCUGUCACAGCAGGAUGUUUAUUAUUUGCGUCUGCAGAUUUUGUAGUUAUCUACAGAAUGGCUGGAAGCAGCUUCCUCCGAUGUUUGGAAUCAAGGAAAGGAUCAUGUGGCACAUGAAAUCUGACUCUAUCUAGUACUUCCCAGAAAAUAAUGCAAUGGGAUUCCAUCCAUGUACUCAUGUGGAAAUAAAGCAACAUUUUAAAGAAGCAGUGUAUUAAUCCAUACAGUGGUACCUCGGGUUAAGAACUUAAUUCGUUCUGGAGGUUUGUUCUUAACCUGAAACUGUUCUUAACCUGAAGCACCACUUUAGCUAAUGGGGCCUCCUGCUCCCGCUGCGCCGCUGCUGCACGAUUUCUGUACUCAUCCUGAAGCAAAGUUCUUAACCCAAGGUAAUAUUUCUGGGUUAGCGGAGUCUGUAACCUGAAGCGUAUGUAACCUGAAGCAUACGUAACCCGAGGUACCACUGUAGUUGAUUUAAAAAAUGUUUUCUGGAACUAUUAAAUGAUUAUAGACGGAUAUUCAUAAUGAGACCAUUAUAGCAAUCUAUCCAAAGAACAGGGAUAAAUAACAGCAGCCUAUCUUAUAGGGCUGUUUUGUCAAGAUUGCUGAAAUCCUACAUAUGACACUUUUUGCAUCUUUGGAAAUUAUACAUUUUACAAAAAUGCACAAUUUAUUUCUAGCUGCGUCUGAGAAAACAAUUUGAAGGAUAUGACCAUGGUUCGGAGGAAAAGAAUAUGGAGAAGUACAAUCAGGUAGGGCAGUGUUUGAAAUCAGAAUAACAUCUCUGAUAGGUAUAUUUCACAUGGAAACUUUUUUGAUACUAUUUCCCACUUAAUACAGGUUAGAGAGGGACCACAUUAGAUUUAUGUUUAAAGGCAUGCCUAUGUCAGGGAGCUGAGCUCAGCCCCCAUCCUCGCAUAUUUUUUACUGUUAUCUAAAGUCCAUUUUAUUAUCUUGGAUGUGUUCAAAUUUACACACUAUUUUAGCAAACAUUCUGUUGUGUGCAAUUUGGAGGUAUUUUACAGGGUUUUUUGUAGUUUGCUUGCUAGUUGACUGAAUGUUUUUAAGUGUAGUUUAAAAUAGGUUUCAUUUCCCUAGUUUUUACAUUACUAUACAUAAUGUGGAAUAACGUCUGGCUGGAAUUGUAAUUUACAAGUGUAAUAAUUGAGAGGUAGAUUAUGAAAAACUAUAUAUGUUUUCAGAAAUACAGUGUGCUGAGACACAGUUUAUACGCCACUGACAAAUGGAUUUUGGUUGUGAAAAUGGUUCAGUUACAUAUAUAAUACCCCAGUAAUCUUGCCUUUGGAUAUAUUAUACUAUAUUGCACCGGUAGGCAAACUAAGGCCCGGGGGCCAGAUCAGGCCCAAUCACCUUAUCAAUCUGGCCCGCGGACAGUCCAGGAAUCAGCGUGUUUUUACAUGAGUAGAAUAUGUCCUUUUAUUUAAAAUGCAUCUCUUGGUUAUUUGUGGGGCAUAGGAAUUCGCUCAUUAUUUUCCCCCCAAAAUAUAGUCCAGCCCCCCCAAAAGGUCUGAGAGACGGUAGACCGGCCCCCUGCUGCAAAGGUUUGCUGACCUCUGCUAUAUUGCUUCAAGAUUCCUGGCCAGAGGGAAGUUACGAGCAACCUGUGUAUAGUCCUAUUUUGUUUUAUAGGUUGCCUUGUUUUUUACAUCAUCUGCUUGGAAGGAAGUUUUUAGUGGUCAUUACUGUUGUUGUUUUAUCCUCAGACAACCCCUCCUGUAUACAGGAUAGAAGAUAUUCAAAUACCGAUCGCAAUAUGGACUGGAGGGCAAGACUUGUUUGCACACCCAAAUGAUGUAAAACUAUUACGCCCACGGAUUACUAACCUCAUUUAUGAAAAGUAUAUUCCCGAAUGGAACCACCUAGAUUUUAUCUGGGGAAUUGAUGCAACUGAGCGCAUGUAUAUGGAGAUCAUAGAGAUAAUGAAGAAUUAUCCAUAG